CCUGCCAGUCUAGCGGGACACAGAGCAGUCAAUGGCCGCGGCGGCCUGGGCCCCACUAACACAAGACUCGGAUAAACCGCCAGCCCUCGGGACUAACUCCGCAAUAUCAAGACAAUCCGACAGCGGGUAAAGUCCAGCACGAAGCCGGGCACACGGCAGGCCCGAGCUCGGCAUACAGAGCAAGGAUUACAGCGGAUUCAACUCAGACCCUGGAUCCCCGGCCAGAAAUGUCCGCCAUGCCUACCUCUGCCGUAAGGAAAAAGGAACUACAUCCGGGGAACGCAGGUAUAAAAACCGGCAUGCUACGUCACAUCCGCCGAAAUGGCUGCCGGGAGUUGUAGUCCUGUGGGGGGGGGGGCAUUCUAUUCGAAUAGCAAUACAAGCCACGGGCCUGGUAUUUCUGUCACAACAAGAGCGCCGUUACAGUCCGCCGUGACCGCUAGUUCAGGAAACAGGACCAGAAUUAAAAAAACUAAAUAAAAAUAAAGAGAACCCGGGGCACAGCCUAAACCGGAAGUGACGCCAUGUUGCCCCCCAGGCCUGUGUAAAUGUAUUAGUUGUGUGGUAUAGGUGCUGCGGGUAGCGAUAGUUCGCCCCGGACUCGCUGACAUGUCUCCUAGGAAACCACGACACAAUCUCUCAGUUUUUUCGUAAAAUAAUAAUAAUAAUAAUUCCCGGGGAGCUCCCCUUUCUCUUCCUAGCGGCGCUCUGUGAUGACGUAAUCGGCGGCCGCCCGGGUGGUGCUGCUGCUGAUCCUGCUGGAGGCCUCUAUGGUCCUUACCCCCCCCCCGAGCUAAAACACUGAGUGGAGCGGACACACCGGCCGGCACAGACACUAUAGAGGGCGGCCGGAGACGGUCACUGCUGGAGGGUCCAGGAGGCAGAGAGGAAUCGGCAGGACAGGGAGGAGGAGGAGGACAGAGCCGGGAGCCGAGCCCAUACAAUGACAUCCAGGAGGUGAGCUAGUAACCCCCUAUUACCCCCAUACAGCCCAUACAAUGACAUCCAGGAGGUGAGCUAGUAACCCCCUAUUACCCCCAUACAGCCCAUACAAUGACAUCCAGGAGGUGAGCUAGUAACCCCCUAAUACCCCCAUACAGCACAUAUAAUGACAUCCAGGAGGUGAGCUAGUAACCCCCCAUCUAACCCCCUAAUACCCCCCAUACAGCACAUAUAAUGACAUCCAGGAGGUGAGCCAGUAACCCCCUAUUACCCCCAUACACCACAUACAAUGACAUCCAGGAGGUGAGCUAGUAACCCCCCAUCUAACCCCCUAAUACCCCCCAUACAGCACAUACAAUGACAUCCAGGAGGUGAGCUAGUAACCCCUCAUCUUACCCCCUAUUACCCCCCAUACAGCACAUACAAUGACAUCCAGGGGGUGAGCUAGUAGCCCCCCAUCUAACCUCCUAUUACCCCCCAUACACCACAUACAAUGACAUCCAGGAGGUGAGCUAGUAACCCCCCCAUCUAACCCCCUAAUACCCCCCAUACAGCACAUACAAUGACAUCCAGGAGGUGAGCCAGAGAGAGCUAGUAACCCCCAAUCUAACCUCCUAUUACCCCCCAUACACCACAUACAAUGACAUCCAGGAGGUGAGGCAGAGAGAGCCAGUAACCCCCCCCAUCUAACCCCCUAAUACCCCACAUACACCACAAUGAUUACUGCUAUCACAGGUCCUCCUCACAUCUAGGGGAACCUUUAUUUAAUAGGAUUUAAGGCAUUAUUCACAAAACUGCGAAUUGGUGUGAAUGGAGUUAAUGGCAAAAUAAAGGCAGAAAGGGCUGACUUGGAAACCGUCUUCAUAUCAGUUCUAAGCACAACUUGAACAGUUUGGCUAUUUACAUUGGAACAUUGCAAUUUUUAAAUUUCUGUUGUCUGCAGGUUAUGUUUAAGUGUAGAUGUGGAAAAAAAGGCACUUUUCUUUGUUGCUAAUUGUAUUGUUUGCUAAAGUUUCAAUUGUCUACGGUUACACCGUAUUUAAAGUUGUUUUUGUUUGUUUUGGUUUUUUUUAGUCAAGAAUAGCUGAACUGAUACAUAACCUACGUGGAGAAUAUUUCAAAUUUAAGCUAAAGUGGCUUAAAAUUUGAAUUCCGGACAGUUCCCACUUUAGUCAAUAAAACCUAAAAGUUCAGCUUUCUGCAAUACUGAUUAGAAUGAAGCUAUCCUCAUUUUAACUACAUAGAUUGUUGAGGAUAUCUAAUUAUAUACUCCAGCAUAGUUAUUUAAGCUUUAUGUCACAUGAUUUGCCAGGGCUAUCCUGAUAUACUAUGACUUCUCACAAAGCAUUUGGAGGGACACUCCACUGCCCAAAUAAAAAAUAAAUACAAAUUAUUGUUUAGUGGAUAAAUCCCAAUGAAAACAUGAACGCACUUAUUAUGCAUUUUUUUUUCAUUGGGGGAAUAUCUAAAAAUAGCUUGCAAAAGCUACAGUUUUCUUGUUGAUUUGUAACCUAGCUCAGACUUUCUUUGGCUGUCCAAUGACAGACUUCCCAAAACAGCUCUAUGAGAACUCUUUGCAAGGUAGGUGUUCUGAGCAAUUGCUGACUCUUGAGUUAAGCUCCACUGAGCUAACCAAACCAGGAAGUAACAGGGCUUUUUUUUCUGCUUGUAAGACAGGUGGCUGUAACAAGGUUAAUUUUUAAGAGUCUCUAGCACCAGUUUCUAUUGAAGUCUGCACUUUUGUAAAAUGAAAAGAGGACACAUUCUUCACACAGCAUGCUAAAGUUCUUUAGAGUUCCGAAGUGUCUCUUUAAACUACACUCUAUUUUUCUUAUCAUACAUAAACCUACUACAUCAGCCUCUUGCAUUAUGUUUCUAAAUAAAUUCUACAGGGUUUUUCCUCUUUCCUUUCAAAUUACAUAUGUAUUAAAAAGAUCCUCUUUAGUAUGGAAACAUAUUAACCUAAUCUUGAAUUACAAAAGAAAAUUCUUGUUUAGUACAACAAUGGAAAGUUAAGUAUGGUGAACCUUGUAACUGAGGAUGUUAACUUAAUCAUGGAAAGUGACACACAUUGAAAAUGAAGUCUUAAAGCUGUUAAAUGUUUAUCUGAAUGUGGGUCUGUCAACAUUUAAAGGGACACUAAGCAUCAAAAAAAUUUAGGGUAAUGAAGUGUUUUUGGUGUAUAGACCAUGCCCCUGCAGUGUCACUGCUCAAUUUCCUGUCAUUUAACCACUUAAGGACCUCAUGCCACAUGCAGUCAAGCAGAGCUUUAGUGCUCAGUGAAGGCAUAGACCGACAUGCUCUAAAUGUACUAGUGGGGGUUAAAAUCUUUUGAUAUCUGGGGGUCCCCUCUGUCAGUUGGGCCAGUUAGUGGCCCCAGAUGAGCUAUAAGCAGAGCUCAAAGUGAGCGCUGCUGCUUAUAACUCUUUAAAUACUGCAGCAGAGCGAUCUUGCUCAGCUGCAUUAUUUCUUUCACUGUCCCCAGCCUCCAAUGUUAAAAAAGGGAAACCCAGGUACAGUGCCCUCCAGUGUCUGGGAGAUCACUGGGGUGUUUUCAUACUCUCUCAGCCGGCCUCCUGGGGGCUGAAAAAUCCCAAGUCAUGGGGCGAUUAGGGCUUUUGUCCCGGAUCCUGGGUUUUGUCAGCCCAUUCAUCCCCCUUGACAUGGCUGGCUGACUGAGAGAGAAUGCAGGUGUCCAACUGGCUCAUACAGAGCAUAGGUGGGUGGUCGGCUAAAGGAGAGCUGAGGCAGCAGGGGAACUGUAAUCUUCCUGCUCUCUUCCCCCACACACUUUCCAGUGAUGUUGGGAGCCGGCAUAUGACUUCACUUUGGCCCCAGCCUCACUAAACAGCGUGUAAGGGAGCAGAGCAGGAAGAUGACAGCAGCCUCACUGGACCUCAGGGAAAGCCGAUCCAAUCCAGCUCUCCCAGAGGUUGGGAGGCUGGGUAGACACAUUAAAAUACAAAUUAAAAACUUGAGUGUGUGAGAAAAUGUCUGAGUGUGUGUCUGUCAAUGUUUAUUUUUCAACAUGUGUGUGCCUGUUACUGAGUUUGUGUCUUAAAGUGUGUGUCAAAAAAAUCAGUGAGUGUGUGUGUCUGUCUGUGUGUUUGUCAGUGAAUGUGUCUGCUUAGGUGACCGACCCCUCCAAUCACAUGUGAAAGGUGUUUUUACACAAUUUGCUGGUCUCGCCGCAGCUAGCUCCACCUCCAUAUUUGAUAUAAUCGAUCUUGACGAUGGAAAGCAUUGGGAGGUUACUGCGCAUGUUUGGCAAAAUGGCAUCCUGCACCUAUCAAAAUCUCAUUAUAGAGAUGAAUUGAAGCUUUGCAUCUCGGUGGGGAGCAUUAAGUGUCUCCAUGCGAGCGUGGAGAUGCUGAAUGUAAGUGCUACACACGGUGCACAGCCCCAGGACACACCUCUAAUGGCUGUCUGAUUGACUGUCACUACAACUGUUACUACGCAGCCAUGUAAACACCAUAUUUUCUCUAAAAAAAAUGCAGUGUUUACAUUGAAAAGUGUGCAGGGACAGACUAUAGACACCAGAACAACUACAUUAAGCUGUAUUGGUUCUGGUGACUAUAGUGUCUCUUUAAGUAUUAUAUUUUUGACUUUGAAAAACCUGAUUUCUAACUUUUUUAUCUGGCUCCUAGAGUCGAAGCACAUUUGUCAAGUCCUGCAUUAAAGGACCACUAUAGUGCCAGGAAAACAUACUGCUGUGGCGCUGAAGGGGGAGGAAGGGGUUAAUCCCUUACCUUUUUUCCGGGCUCCCUCGGCGCUGGGACUCUCCUCCCUCUUCUGACGUCACUGGCUGAAUGCGCAUGCGCGGCAACAGCCGCGCGCAUUCAGCCAGUCUCAUAGGAAAGCGUUAUCAAUGCUUUCUUAUGGACGCUGGCGUCUUCUCACUGUGAAAAUCACAGUGAGAAGCGCGGAAGCGUCUCUAGUGGCUGUCAAUGAGACAGCCACUAGAAGCUGGAUUAACCCAUAGGUAAACAUAGCAGUUUCUCUGAAACUGGUAUGUUUACUGCAAAAAGGGUUAAACCUAGCUGGACCUGGCCCCCAGAGCACUUCAUUAAGCUGAAGUGGUCUGGGUACCUAUAGUGGUCCUUUAAGGAUUGGGUUAUGGACAGUAUUAGGGAAAAAAUGUAUACAUUGUACUCAAGAAUAGCAGCAGAAUACAAAUAUGUAGUAAGACAUGCUCUGUUUUUCUCUUUUGAUUGAUUGAAGUUUAUUUAUAAUGAUGCAAAAGAAUACAGAUACAUAGUAAUGCUGUUAUACGAAAGUAAAAUUACAGUAGUACAAAGAAACAUGACUGCAUUCUCUUGCUCUGUUAAUCAAACUUUAAUCACACACAAGAUGCUUCUGCACAUGCUAGCAAGCUAGUAACUGAGCAGUAAGUCAACAAAUAGUAAUGUUUCAUACACAUUUAUAAAUUAUUAUUAUUACUGGUAUUUAUAUAGCGCCAGUAUAUUCCGUAGUGCUUUACAAUAUUAUCAAAGGGGGAGAUUUAACAAUAAAUGAGACCAUUACAAAAGCUUACAUGAACAAUAGGUUGAAGAGGGCCCUGCUCAAAUGAGCUUACAGUCUAUAGGAGGUGGGGUGUAAAACCCAACAGGACAGGAGGUUGCAACCAAACAAGGUGUAGUGAAGCAGAGCUGGAGGAGAGAAUAGAGUGCUGCCCUUUAGAAGAGAGCAAGAGACAGGUAUGUGAGGUAGAGGUAACUCUGGGAGGCCAUAAGCUUUCCUAAAGAGAUGGGUUUUGAGGCACUUUUUAAAUGAUUAAAGAUUAGGGGAGAGCUUGAGGGUGGUAGGCAGGCUAUUCCAAAGGAAAGGAGCCACCUGCAAGAAGUCCUGCAAGCGUGAGUUGGCUGUACGGGUGCGAGCAGCAGGCAGGAGAAGGUCAUGGGCAGAACGGAGAGACCAAGAAGGUGUAUACCUGUCGAUCAUUAAAGAAAUAUAGGAGGGGCUAGAAUUGGUCAGUGCUUUAUAGGUGUGGAUUAGUACCUUGAAUUGACUCCUGUAGGAUACAGAAAGCCAAUAUAAGGACUGACAGAGGGGAGAGGUGUGAGAGGAGCGGCAGGAGAGGAAAAUCAGUCUAGCUGCAGCAUUCAUUACAGACUGUAGUGGGGUAAUACAACUUGUGGAAAGACCUAUUUGGAGAGGGUUACAAUAAUCCAUGCAGGAGAUUACUAGAGCACGGAUAAGAUCCUUAGUAGCAUCUUGUGUAAGAAAGUGGCGGAUGCGGGCUAUGUUUUAAGGUGGAAUACAGGAUUUGGUAAUAGACUGGAUGUGAGGCCAGAAUCAAGUAUAACGCCAAGACCGUGUGCUUGCAAGGAUGGACUGAUUUGGGUACCACUCCCUUGAAGGGAGAACGAAAGAGAGGGAUCGGUAUUAGGAGGAGUAAAGACAAGGAGUUCAGUUUUAGAGAGAUUGAGUUUCAAAAAGUGGGAGGACAUCCCAUCAGAAAUGGAAGAAAGGCAAGCAGUGACACGGUGCAGGACAACAGGGAAGAGGUCCGGGGAGGAGCGGUAUAUCUUAGUCUCAUCGGCGUACAGGUGGUAUUGGAAUCCAAUUGAGCUAAUAAGUUUGCCAAGAGAGGCUGUAGAAAGAGAAAAUAGAAGGGGACCAAGUACGGCGCGUUGGGGGACUCCAACAGAAACAGGACAAAGGGAGGAGGUAUCAUUAGAAAAUGAGACACUGAAUGAGCAUUGGGAGAGAUAUGAAAACACCAAGAGAGGACAAUGUCACAGAGACCGAGUGAUUUAAGAGUUUGGAGAAGGAGAACAUGGUCAACAGUGUCAAAGGCAGCAGAGAGGUCAAGAAGAAUUAGUAUAGAGUAGUGCCCUUUGGAUUUAUCUGCGAUUAGGUCGUUAAUGACUUUAAUAAGAGCAGUCUCAGUAGAGUGGAGGGGGCGGAAACCAGACUGAAGAGGGUCAAGGAAAAGGUUUGAAUUAAAGGCAAGUCUUUCCAGAAGAUUUGAUGAAAAAGAGAGCAGAGAUAUGGGACGAUAGUUAGAAGGGGAGGACGGGUCAAGAGAGGUUUUUUUUUUUUUAAAGAUAGGGUACUACAAUAGCAGGGACAACACCAGAAGAGAAAAAGCAGUUGAAGAUGUGUGUUAAGGAAGGCACAAGACAAGAGGAGAGAGAUCUGAUAAGGUAAGAUGGGACAGGAUCAAGCAAGCAAGUGGUGGGUCGAGAGGAAAGGGGAAGGGUGUGUUCUCCUCAAGGUGCAUGUUUGGAGUGGGGCUGCAGCUUCCAGGGCAGAGGUGAGGGUGGUUUUAUAUGAGGAGAUAGCUAGUGAGGGACAGGAGAAAGUGGGGAUGGAUAGAAGUUGGGAAUCAAUAUUAGCUAAUAGCCGCUGGAGGUCAAUAUAAUUCAGAUUUCUUUUUAGUUGAAGGGGGUUAGGUUGAGGAUGAUGGGGUAAGGGGCUAUUGAGUGCAAAUGAUAAGAGGUGGUGAUCUGAGAGAGGAAAUGGAGUGUUACAGAGAUUAGAGAUUGUACAUUCAUGAGAGAAAAUAAGAUCAACUACAUGGGUGGGGGACUUGGCCCACUGUGAUAACCCAAGAGAGGUGGAAAUUGAAGGAGUUUUGAGGCUACUGAGGACAAGGAUAGGUUAAUGGGAAUGUUGAAGUCCCCAAGAAUUAGGGAUGGAAUAUUAGAAGAGAGUAAGUAGGAAAGCCAAUCAGCAAAGUGGUCAAGGAAGAGGAGAGGGAAACCAGGGGGAUGAUAGGUAACGGCAAUGUUAGCAGAAAUGGGUUUGAAAAGGCGGAUUGAAUUAAAUUCAAAUGAGGAGAAAGAAAGGGGGGGGGGGUUAGAGGUUUAAAAGAGCAGUGAGGUGAUAGCAGAAACCCUACACCAUCACCUUUGCUUUCAGAGUGUCUUAAGUUGUGGGAAAAUUGAUGACCACCAAAGGGUUGAGAGGCAGGGGUAGCGGUGUCAGAGGGAGAGAGCCAUGUUUCAGUUAAAGGACCACUAUAGGCACCCAGACCACUUCAGCUUAAUGAAGUGGUCUGGGUGCCAGGUCCAGCUAGGGUUAACCCCUUUUUCUAUAAACAUAGCAGUUUCAUUUGGGUUAAUCCAGCCUCUAGUGGCUGUCUCAUUGACAGCCGCUAGAGGCGCUUGCGUGUUUCUCACUGUGAUUUUCACAGUGAGAAGACGCCAGUGUCCAUAGGAAUGUGCUGUGAAUGCUUUCCUAUGAGACUGGCUGAAUGUGCGCGCGGCUCUUGCCGUGCAUGCGCAUUCAGCCGAGGAGGAGAGCUCCCCGCCCGGUGCUGGAGAAAGAGAUAAGUUUAACCCCUUCCUCACCCUAGAGCCCUGAGGGUGGGGGCACCCUCAGGGCACUAUAGUGACAGGAAAACGAGUAUGUUUCCUGGCACUAUAGUGGUCCUUUAAGGCUAGUAAGUCUAGGGAACGAGAGAUGAAAAGGUUGUGCACAGCAGUAGAUUUAGUAACACUGCAAGCAGAGCGUGCAUUCCAAAGGGCAUAAGAUUAUUGUGAUUCCUGGAGUUAGCACAUGGUGGGUUUGCAGAGGUGGGACCGGGAUUUGGAGAGACAUCACCAGCUGCUAGGAGCAGAAGGAUAGAGCGUAAUACAAGGUGGGAGUACGGUUUAAAAGUUUUGUGAGAGGGUGUGUAUUUAGAGGUUUUAGAAAGGGUUGGUGGAGAUAGACUAGAAAGAUAUAGGUAGAGUGCAUGGGAUGAAAAGAGAGGGAAAGGAAGUAAAGUGGGAGCAAUGAAAAUGGUGUGACCAGAGGGAUAAAGAGAUUUUGCUAAUUAGAGAGGUGAGAGUGAAAGUAAAGAAUAUAAGGGAGAGUAUUCUCUAAGGAGAAUACAUGUUGAUUUACUUACUGUAUUCUGUUACAUGUUAGGCUAUGGUAUUAUACAAUUUAUAAGAUGGUCAGAAUUAAAACAUAAACAAAGAAAACAUUAGCAUGUAGUUUACUUAUUUUCUGACAGAUGGCACGUAUGUGCACAACGGUAUGUUUCUCUCCAGCAAGCCAGCUGUUUCUACAUAUGAAUGAUAUGAUACUGCAAGCAGAAAUUUCUAUAUAAAGAAUAAAUAAGCGUACUCAAUCGAGGGAUAACAACAAUGAUAAGCACUCCAGAAAUAUUGUUUCUUUAGAAAAAAUGUUGGACAUGAUAGCGAGGUAUUAAAAAUGUGAAAACAUUGUGUAUCAAUAAAGCCUUAGGCCAAGGCCUAAUUUGUUUCUCUGACAUAUAUAAAAACUUUAUGUUCAACUUAUUUGUCAACCCCCAGUUUUUGGGAAUUGUUUUUUUAUGCUUAAAGGACCACUAUAGGCCCCCAGACCACUUCAGCUUAAUGGUCCAUCUAGGGUUAACCCUGCCUGCUGUAAACAUAGCAGUUUCAGAGAAACUGCUAUGUUUACAUUAGGUUUAAUCCAGCCUCUAGUGGCUGUCUCAUUGACAGCCACUAGAGGUGCUUCCGCGCUUCUCACUGUGAUUUUCACAGUGAGAAGACGCCAGCGUCUAUAGGAAAGCAUUGAGAAUGGUUUCCUAUGGACUGACUGCGCGCGUGGCUCUUGCCGCGCUUGCGCAUUCAGCCGAUGACGUCUGAAGGAGCCUGGCGCUGGAGAAAGGUAAGAUUUUAACCCCUUCGUCCCCGUUCAGCCCGGCGGGAGGGGGGCCAUGAGGGUGGGUGGACCUAUUAAUACUACAGUGCCAGGAAAAUGAGUUUGUUUUCCUGUCACUAUAGUGGUCCUUUAAAAUGGCUUAUAUGCUGGCAGAGUUGGUACAUUGUAUUAUAAUUAUACACUUUUGGCUAUAAUUGUGGAAACCUAGGGAUAGUUAGGUGGGGUCCAGAUCAAUAAUUGUCAUAAGAUAACAUUAAAACAGUUGUAUUUUUUUAGAGAAAAUGGGACUAGAUCUAAGGACAACUGCUUCGGGCACAGGUGGCAAAUACUCCACACAAAACAUUCCUGACAUAAAAUGUAAUACUAGACAAAACAUUUUAUUUUUCAGAUUCUUGUAAUUUUACGUGCCUGAGUUUGCCAGCAAGAAAAACGUAGUGGCUUCCUGCAUAUGGCACAUCUGCACAAAGUUUUAUGUGACAAAUUAUAUUGUAAAAGCGAAUAAAAUAAUUUUGCAUUAUAAAACCUUGAAGGUGCUUUUAUCAAUUUUUAUAUUUAUUAAUCUUACAUUUUUAUUUUCUCCUUUUCUAUUCCUAUUAAAGGACACGUUUUGGGUUGUGUUAAUUGCAUAUGCAGAAUGCAAGCUGUAUUUACCGUAGGUUUUAUGUACAAAAGUGUUUCCUUGAGAGAAUUCUGACAGAUUUAGUGUUUGACGAUGUGUGACAUAUGCUCUGUGUAUAUGUGUAUAUUCAAUACUGUUUCUGAAUUAAAUGCUGAUUAAAAAAAAAAAAUGUAAUUUAUCUAUGUAGGUGUUUUGAUCAUUUGGAAACUAACACCAUACAUUUAAUGUUCUUAAGGGGAAACUGUUGCUUCCCUGGAAAACACACCAUUGAUCAAAGCAUUGAAUAUCACCUAUAACUUGGUUAAACCUUUUUUUUUUUUUUUUUCGUUUCAAUUUAUAUUAAAGAUUUAGGACAUAACAUCAUAAUGCAGGACCGACAAGGCAACACCAUCUUAAUGUAGUGGUUCUGGUGUCAAUAGCCUAUCCCUGCAGGCUUUUUAAUGUAAACUCUGCCUUUUCAGAAAAAAGGCAAUGUGUACAUUGCUGCGUAGUUACACUUCUAGUGGCAGUCACUCAGACGGCCUCUAAAGGUGACUAUUGUGUCAGUGCAGCACUCGUGUUCAGCGUCUUCACACUUUGCAUGCAGGCGCUGUAUGUUCCCCAUAGAGAUGCAUUGAUUCACCUUAUCUCUGUUAGGAAAUGCUGAUUGGCGCAGCGUGGUGUUGUGCUGCACAUGCGCAAUAAUUAAUAUUAUUUGAUGUCAAAAUUUUGGGACAUGAUGUUAGCUAAAUUUAUGCCCUGGGCACUCAUGUAUUUUUUUUAUAUUCCACCUUCCUUUAUAGCAACCUGGCCCAGCAAGCAACUAUACAGAAGUCAGUCUUAUGCAUUUCACCCUCAUUAGGCCUAAUCAUUGACAGUGCAGUUGAUGGAUACAUUUCUGCUGUCAAAUUGCAAUCAUACAGCGCGUUAAUCCACCAAACCAGUGCUUUUGUAUGGAAGCAUUGUAUUCAGUGCUUACUCAUAGAGAACAAUUUUGCAUCCAGAAUCUUUCAUGCAGGAUUUAAUUUAUUUCCACAAAUUAAUGUAUUACUGCAUCCAUAUUUUUUGAAAAUACAUUUAAUUAUAGAAUCUGUUACUCCAAAGUCCCUAGCAACUACACUGGACAAAAUUAGAAAUGCAACACUUUUCUUUUUGCUCCAAUUUUUCAUGAGCUGAACUCAAAGAUUUAAGACUUUUUCUAUGUACACAACAGGCUUUUUUCUCUCAAAUAUUGUUCCCAAAUCUGUCUAAAUCUGUGUUAGUGAGCACUUCUUUGCAGAGAUAAUCCAUCCACCUCACAGGUGUGGCAUAUCAAGUUGCUGAUUGGACAACAUGAUUAUUGCAAAGGUGUGCCUUAGGCUGGCCACAAUAAAAGGCCACUCUAAAAUGUACAGUUUUAUCACACAGCACAAUGCCAUAGAUGUUGCAAGUUUUGAGGGAGCGUGCAAUUGGCAAGCUGACUGCAGGAAUGUCCACCGGAGCUGUUGCCCAUGAAUUGAAUGAUAAUUUCGCUACCAUAACCUGUCUCCAAAGGCGUUUCAGAGAAUAUGGCAGUACAUCCAACCGGCUUCACAACUGCCGAACACAUGUAACCACACCAGCCCAGGAUCUAAACAUCAGCAUCUUCACAUCCAAGAUUGUCUGAGACCAGCCACCCGGACAGCUGCUGCAACAAUCGGUUUGCUUAACCAAGCAUUCUGUUUGCAUUUCCUGCUGCUCUAUUACAUAGGCAGACAAUGUAAUAGAGCAGCAGGAAAUGCUAGCAGAAUGCUUGGUUGUAUAGGGAGAAGUAUUAGCAGUAGAAAGAGGGAAUUGCUCAUGCCAUUGUACAGAACACUGGUGAGACCUCACUUGGAGUAUUGUACACAGUACUGGAGACCGUAUCUUCAGAAGGAUAUUGAUACCUUAGAGAGGGUUCAGAGAAGGGCUACUAAACUGAUUCAUGGAUUGCGGGAUAAAACUUACCAGGAAAGGUUAAAGGAUCUUAACAUGUAUAGCUUGGAGGAAAGACGAGACAGGGGGGAUAUGAUAGAAACAUUUAAAUAUAUAAAGGGAAUCAACACAGUAAAGGAGGAGACUAUAUUUAAAAGAAGAAAAACUACCACAACAAGAGGACAUAGUCUUAAAUUAGAGGGACAAAGGUUUAAAAAUAAUAUCAGGAAGUAUUACUUUACUGAGAGGGUAGUGGAUGCAUGGAAUAGCCUUCCAUUUGAAGUGGUAGAGGUUAACACAGUAAAGGAGUUUAAGCAUGCGUGGGAUAGGCAUAAGGCUAUCCUAACUAUAAGAUAAGGCUAGGGACUAAUGAAAGUAUUUAGAAAAUUGGGCAGACUAGAUGGGCCGAAUUGUUCUUAUCUGCCGUCACAUUCUAUGUUUCUAUAUUUCUGCACAAACUGUCAGAAACUGUCUCAGGGAAGCUCAUCUGCAUGCUCGUCGUCCUCAUUGGGGUCUCGACCUGACCUGCAGUUCGUCGUCGUAACCGAUUUGAGUGGGCAAAUUCUCACAUUCGAUGGCAUCUGGUACUUUGGAGAGGUGUUCUCCCGGUUUUCACUGUACAGGGCAGAUGGCAGACAGUGUGUAUGGCGGCAUGUGGGUGAGCGAUUUGCAGAUGUUAACGUUGUGGAUCGAGUGGCCCAUGGUGGCGGUGGGGUUGUGGUAUGGGCAGGUGUAUAUUAUGGACAACGAACACAGGUGCAUUUUAUUGAUGGCAUUUUGAAUGCACAGAGAUGCGUGAUUAGAUCCUGAAGCCCAUUGUUGUGCCAUUCAUCCACAACCAUCACCUCAUGUUUCAGCAUGAUAAUGCACGGCCCCAUGUUGCAAGGAUCUGUACACAAUUCUUGGAAGCUGAAAACAUCCCAGUUCUUGCAUGGCCAGCACACUCACCGGACAUGUCACUCAUUGAGCAUGUUUGGGAUGCUCUGGAUCGGUGUAUACGACAGCGUGUUCCAGGUCCUUCCAAUAUCCAGCAACUUUGCAAAGCCAUUGCAGAGGAGUGGACCAACAUUCCACAGGCCACAAUCAAGUACCUGAUCAACCCUAUGCAAAGGAGAUGUGUUGCAAAUAAUGGUCACACCAGAUACUGACUAGUUUUCAGACCCCACAGGCCUCCCCAAUACAGUAAAAUGCCUCAUUUUAGAGUGGCCUUUUAUUGUGGCCAGCCUAAUGCACACCUGUUCAAUAAUCAUGCUGUCUAAUCACCAUCUUGAUAUGUCACACCUGUAAGGUGGAUGGAUUAUCUCAGCAAAGAAGAAGUGCUCACUAACACAGAUUUAGACAGAUUGGUAAACAAUAUUUUAGAGAAAUAGGCCUUUUGUGUACAUAGAAAAAGUCUUAGAUCUGUGAGUUCAGCUCAUGAAAAAUGGGGGCAAAAACAAAAAUGUUGUGUUUUUAUAAUAUUGUUCAGUGUAUAUGUCUGACAGGCACUAGCAAGUUUUGAAAUUGUAAAAUGUAAAUCAUUGCAUUUCUGAGAAAUGCCAGUGUUUUCAUCAUCGACAAAAUUGCCGGGGCAAUAUCUUUGCUCCCAAAUCAUUUCUUUAAAGUGGCUCUGUCUCCAUCUACGGUAUUUGCAUAAUUUGCUACUUUCCCCCCUGUGCUGACUACUCAGCUGGCAUUGUAGCGGCUAAGGGGUGGAUGGAAAGUAUCUGAACCAGGCCCUUGUAGCCACCAUCUUCUUCCUUCCUUGUCUUCUUGAGCUGCCAGGAUCCGACAUCAGCGUUCUACUCUCAUGUAUGCACUACAGUACAACACUGAAGUCUAUGGAGGUUCCUGCAAACCGUAGGAUCCUCCAUGGACAAAGCCCUUUUCCCCUCAAAUGUCAUUGGUGAUUUCUGAGGGCUUGUUAAAUGUUAUCGCUGCCUUUUGUCAAGAGUAUGAAAAAUACUAAUACAAAGUAAGUCCUUACUCUGUCGUAGUAUAUUUUGACUGGGUUGGAAUUUCAGUAAAAUUGUUGUGCUCAAAGUUUUCUGGGAAAAACAUGUUGGAACUUUCAUUUUUGUAUUAUUAAAACACAUUUUCCCCACCCCUGUAUGACCCUUAGGAACAUUGUAUUGUUGUAUGGUAUCAUAAUAAGGAGGUGCUUUUGAUUGUGAUAGAAUUAUGAUGAUGAUAACAUACAUUUAGAAAAUACUGGCAUUUGAUAACAAAAACUGUAACUUGAAUAGAUAUUGCUAAUAGAAUGAAAAAUAAUGUUUGUUUUUUUUGUCUACACUAAAACAGUGGAGAAGUGUUAACAUACAUUCUAGCAGCAAAAUAGUUGCUUCAGUGUUGCGACUGCACUGAUAAAUAAUACUUCGAUUUCUAGGUCCUACAAAAAUCAGUCUUCCUGAUGAUUUCACUUUUUGCCACUUGAGGGAGCCAAAUAUAAUGCAAUUACAACAUAAAACCGCUCUUCAGUUGAAUCUCUGUGUGUAAUCUAGUUUUCAGUUAAAAUUGAAAGAAUCUUGUGAAAGAUGCACUCCAUGUUAGUUCUAAACAUGUCUUAGAAAGAUUUAUACAUGUUUUACUUUAUUUUUUUUAAAUGUAAAGGUGGAUUUAAAAGAAAAAAUAUAUAUUUUUUGAGUCUGAAUUAAAAGACCACUAAAAGCAGCCACAUCACUUCAUCACAGUGGCCACAUCGUUUUAAACCUGCAUUGUAGGAUAUUGCAGUUUUGUAGAAAGUGGAAUGUUUCCAUUGUAGAGUUUAACACACCUCUAGUGGCUGUCUUCUAAUGAGAAGCAAGUCAGACUUGGUUUUUAAUCGAAUACUGCCCCUAGAAAGGAGCACCUUACGUUGAUUUGCUGCACUUGCACUGUAGCCACCCAAUGGCAUAAUCAUGGUGGGCGAUAAGAUCUCAGCUAGGGAAGGGGAAUGACUGCGCCAAUGCCAGGUGAUUAAACUUACCUUUUUUCCCUCUUCAUCAAUCUUGAUGAUCUCAUAGGAUUGGGAGGCUAUUGCGCAGGCGUGGCAAAACAAGCAUUACUCUAAUCAUCAACCCCUCAUAGAGAUGCAUUUUUUUAUGGGGAGCAUUAGGUGCUGUACACUGUACAGCACUGGACUAGGAAGAACCUCUAGUGACCGUCUGAGUAACUGCAACUAGAGUAGUGACAGCAACUAGCCAGUAAUGUAAAUGUUUACAGUGCUAACACUGCAGGCACAGGCUGUAGACACCAGAACCACCACAUUAAGCUGUUGUGGUUCUGAUGAAUAUAAUGUCCCUUUAAGGUUUAGAUAUCUUGAGGUCCGUCUAUGUUUGUAGAUUUAGCUGCAGCUCUAGUAAAGUGAAUAUGUUUUAGAAGACCAAUUUGGCUGAUACUUGAGAAAGACCCAACAAAGUGGGAAAUUCCCAAGAUAUUACCAUUAAUUGAAGCCACUAUAUCAAGGUAAAAUGCAAACUUUAUUAAUUGAAAUAAAACCUAUAUAAACAACCCACCAAAAAAGCUUCUGUGGUUAGUAGACUAUACGUAUUGAGUAAUGAGAUAUGAUUUAGAGAGAUAUAUAGAGUGUAGCUGUAUUAUAAAAACUAAAAGUAUUCCUAUACUGGAAGUAAACUAGGAACAAACGGAUGAAGGAGAGAAUAUGAAUACAUCUCUUUUAACUAAACCUCCCAGAGAAUGAGAAUGAGACAGAUACACUGCAUCGAAGUUGUAGCCACCUAGUAUAACUGAUGAGAUGUUACAAAAAUGUGAUGUUAUGUAAUCAAGCUCAAUCAGUGAAACUAGAAAAUACCACCUAGAACUCCCAUUAAAUUUCAAAAAGGGACAAUUAACUGGGUAUACAGACUGCUUGAAGGUAGCAUUAGGUAUGAAAGCAAUGUUUGAAUACAAAACAGGAAGUAGUAUUGGAGUAAGAAUUAAAGUUUAGAAAAAAGGCAACAUUGAAGUGUAGUUAAUACAGGUAUGAAGUAUUCACUGCCUCUAUAUUCUAAAGAUAAAUUCUAUAUUGCUAAUAAUAAUAUGCUACCCCCCUACUGCUUCGAGGCAGUCCUUAAGGUGUUUAAAUAUAAAGCAGAGAGUGGUAAAGGAGUUAGGAUUAGAGUUUAGAACAAAGGCAACAUUGAAGUGUAGUUAAUACAGGUAUGCGGCAUUCCCUGCCUCUAUAUUCUAAUGAUAAAUUCUAUACCACUAAUAAUAAUAUGCUACCCCCCUACUGCUUCGAGGCAGUCCCUCAGGUGUUUAAAUAUAAAGCAGCGAGUGGUAAAGGAGUUAGGAUUAGAGUUUAGAACAAAGGCAACAUUGACGUGUAGUUCAAAUAAAUAUGGAGAAUAACCUGCAUCUAAAUUCUAAAGGUAGAUACUAUACUCUUAAUAAUAAUGUUAACCCCCUACUCAGUGGUGUAUCCUGGUUUUGUGCUGCCUAGUCCAGUAGGGCUAGUCUCUAAUAUUCCUGCAAUUCAUGCUCUGCUCCCUCGCAUGUCCUCUGUAGUGAUGCCGGGACAAUAGUAAUAUAUAGUUAGGAUAGCCUUAUGCCUAUCCCACACAUGCUUAAACAUAGUAAAGGAGUUUAAGCAUGCGUGGGAUAGGCAUAAGGCUAUCCUAAGUAUAAGAUAAGGCUAGGGACUAAUGAAAGUAUUUAUAAAAUAGGGCAGACCAGAUGGGCCGAAUGGUUCUUAUCUGCCGUCACAUUCUAUGUUUCUAUGAUACGAUAUUCCUUCUUCCGGCAUCACUUAACAGCACAUGGGGGAGCAGAGCAUGAACUGCAGGAAGAUUACUCCUCCCUCGCCGCCUGCUUCCUGCCUCUGCGGUGUUCUAUCCUAUUACCGGCCGCCUCAAAUGAUCUCCAGUGCAGGCCACCUCCUUGCUCCCUCAACUGUCCGCCUCCGCUGAUGGUAUGUGCCAGGACAAAAUCUCUAGUCGUUAUUGCGACCUGGGAUCUGUCGAGCCCUGGCUUAUAUUCUAAAUGAAGAGAAUUAGAUACAUUGUUGAAUUUCUCAUGUUUCUGUAUGCUUUCCCUUUUGUGACCACUAGUUACAAAGGACAGAAUUUCUGUUUAAGUUUAACAGCAAUUUGUAACAGUUAACAGUGAUUUGUAAAAUAUGUGACCGUUUAAUUUCAUUUUACACAGUUUUGGAAAAAAGCGUUAUUGGCUUGCUGGGAGAAGGGCAACGCAGGACAGAAUGUGCAGAAAGUUGACAUUUACUAUAAGUUUAUUGAGGAAGCCUCAAUGACCGCUUAAGGGCUUUUCCUCAGCGUUCAGCAAAGCAGGCAGUUGUUUAAAGGCAGAGAAUGUCCCUCAUGCAGCAUUAUUGACUCCCUGCAAUGCACAAAACUGACUCCUUGUGUAAAACUAGGUCAUCAUCCGUAUUUGCUAGUCUAGAUGGAGGAAAAGCCUUAUUGUCUUGUAUUCUGUAUAGAAACUCUCAUGUAACAGAGUUUUUCAUUUUUAAUAAUUGCCUAAAAACUGUAUAUGAUUUGCAUUCUCUGUUGUCAAUGGACUUGUUUUAUUUGUAUUUUGAAUUUACAGAACAAACCACAUACUCUGUCUCUGUCAUAUUAGAUUAACUAGGAAUGGCUAAUUUACAAAUUCUUAUUUGCUAAUUGUUAGUGCAGGUGGCUGUGCAAUUUACUGGGUUUCUUACAGCAAGAGAUGGAAGAUUAAAAAUUACCCAGUGUUUAGUGUGUGUAUGUGUGAUGUUUGCUGUCUGUAUGUGGAAUGUGCGUGAGUGUAUAUAUAUAUGUGAUGUAGCUGGCUGUAUUCAAUGUUUUUUUGUGAUCUCUGCCCUAUUUGCCCCCCUCUUGCAAAGCUCUAUGCAGAGAUGGAGGCUACAGUUCAGCUCAACGCGCAACCGGCGGCAUUCCCAGCCUGCACUUUUGACUCAAUAGUGAUUUCUAUUGUCCGCACCCACCAUAGGUGCUCUCUGUCCUGCCUCUGAUUCCCCACGUUUCUUGUAGCAGCCCUGCCGCUUGCAGAUGGCAGAGCUAAAGGCAGGAAAAAGGAUGCCUUGCGCCCGGAACUGCAUUGCAUGUACCCAGCAUUGGGCGAUAGGAAUUCCAUACCCCUUUAUGCAUAAAUUUUAUUGCUUAUUUCAUGGUGAAAUUAUUAUUUUUAUUUAUCAAGACAACACACAACUCUAACUAACAAAUGUAUAGAGACUGGAGCGAGCAUCACGACAAGGCCGCAGAUAAAAGUAAGGAUAGCAAUGUCAUCACAAAGUGAACAGGGCGAUAGAAUCCUACAGAAUAUAGUCCUCACAACAAGUAAAACAUCCAGAGUAAUUACACAAUAUAGCCUCCAUCUCUCAGCUAAAAAUGAAUUCUAUAACAAUAGUAAUUUAAAACUAAAAUCCAGAUAAGAGCAAAAAGGUAUAUAGAGAAAGUAUGGUAUAAGAAAAUAAUUCACAUGCUGCGCAGAGAACAAAAAAUAAAUAAAAAAACAGGUUUACUUACCCCAAAAAUUAAACACCAUGUUUAAAUGCAAUAUCUAAGAUCAUGAUGUUGCAAAAGCAACACUGUCACUGUCUUACAUGGUGAGAGUGAGAUUUACUUACUGGAAUCGUCCCCCGUGUACACAGCAAUUUUGUUCAGUCUGUUCCGACGUCACUGCUUACAUCCCGCACAUGCGUGAGUGUAUAGCAUUGAGGUCCAUGGAGGGCCUCACGGGAUCUUCCCUAGACACAGCCAAUUCCCUGCAGCCGUCACUGAUGACUGGAGGGAUUGACACUUAGACUUCGCCCUGAACCUAAGAAAUUGAGGCGGAGGAGAAAUACAGAGGCAAAGGAGUCUGUACUUUAUUUCUGUAUAUUUCUGGACUUGGUUGGAAUUUCAGUGACAGGCAAAUUUGAAAGAUUUCUUCAUAACUAAGAAGGUAUUCCAAACUGGAAGAAACAGACUCUCCAACACAUGCACAAAGAUACAAACUAACAGAUACAUUCCUAGACAUACGCACAGAGAUACACGCUCCCAUACACACUAAUACAGAUACAUGCUUACGGAUACACAUGCUCAGCUACAUGUAUUCAUUUUAAAACAAGCAGAGAAACACACAUGCACAGUGCCAUAUGCAGACAAAAAUUCCAAUACAGCUGUACACUGCUAGACACAAUCCCAGGCACUGCCACACUCUAAUACCUAUUGCUUCCCACACACACAGAUGCACAAUGACACAAACUUAUUUACUGAUACUUAUUUAAUGACAUACACAGAAAUAAAUUGUUAUAAACAUAUUUUUAGACAUUCCCUUUUCCUUGAGUGGCUUACCUGGAUUCUAAUGGGAGCUGGCUGCUGCAGGUCACUGUCUCUACUCUCCCACACACGGCUCUAUUGGUACCACGAGGAAGUCACAUGUAAUCACAUUAUCUUAUCCCAGAACUGCAGUGCAACAGAACAUACAGUGCUGGUACACAUUAAAGGCAGUGUGGUUUGGGGAGAUUGUUCUAUCUUGUCAGCUGGACCACAUGGUGCUAAAGGGCUCCAAAUGGACCAUGGUGAUUUACCAGGACCCUGAAAAGAUUAUGAGCUGUAUUGGCAACUCUGCCGGUGUGUAAGUUUAAUUGCAGCAUGAACUGAAGAAACAACCAUUUGCGUUAUUCUUCUUUAAUUUAUGCAACUGCUAAGUGUGGAUUCUAGGGUAACCCAGGCUGGGUGAAAAUUUACAGCAAUUGUACCCAGGUCCAUUUAGCCGUGAGUUUACUUUUUUUUUUUUUUUUAUUGCUAUUCUUUUAAAGGUAUACAUUGUCCAUGUGAUGGAAUUGGAUAUAAUAUGCAUCAAUGAUGUUUCCAAGUUGAUAAAUAGUUUGAAAAGUAGAAAUCUUACUUUCCUUUCAUAGUUCUUUAAUUUCUUCCCUUUUAGAUGGUUCCACCCAAAUAUCACAGGUGUUGAAGCAGAAAACCUCCUGUUAACACGUGGAGUAGAUGGGAGUUUCUUGGCUCGUCCCAGUAAGAGUAACCCAGGGGAUUUUACACUUUCAGUGAGGUUUGUACCUUAAAUCCUGCCCUUUUUAUUAUGUUUGUCUUUUUUUAACUUGAUGUUUUGUAAAUUACAUUGCUGUGACGCAGUGUGGUACAUUCAUAUGCUACAUCCAUGCCCCUUUACACCGCAUGCAGCACCAUACUAUAAUUCCUCUCACUUGCUAUGUUUCACCCAGUUUAGACACAUUUUAUCCCCAUUCCAAAAUUUCAAGUCCUACACUGCUCAAUUGGCUCAAAAGUGACCUGGCCACUGUAAUCUUGGAGGGUGCAUGGGUGAAUUUAUACCUGACAGGACUAUAUUUUCACUAGCAAAUGAUUUGUGCGUAAGUGGCAAUGUUAAGCUUUGCCAAUAAUUAAAAUUCCUGUUUACAUUUCAUUUCUCACUUGCUUUGUCAUAGGCAUGUUUUGUAAUGCAUCCAGCUUCUUGCAAAAUCACAAUUAUACCAGACUCUGUCAGAGUAGUGCAGAUAUCUAAAUAGUGGGUGGCCAUGACACCUGCAUCUUCUGCCAGGAGAGUUCCUGCACCAAAUUUAGUUUUUCACUGGUGCAGAUAUCUGCCUGGAAAAUAAAGUAGUGCUGGAGGAUAGUGUGUUAAAGGUACACUCCAUCGAAAAAGAACAAAACAGUUUUUUCUCUGUUUCAUAGAUAACCCCUCCAAAGUAACUUGCAUGUUCUCUUGGGCAGGGGGGGGGGGGUGUAUAUGAAAAAGAAAAGCUCACUAAAUUUGCAGUUUUGGCACAUUUAUUUUGCUGUUUAAAAUCUUUCAUUGUGCAGUAAAAGGGUACUGUGUCUUGGCUGGAUUUUGGAGAGUGAAAAAAGAAUAUUUCCUAUUUUGUUAUUGCAGACGAAACGGAGCUGUAACUCACAUAAAGAUCCAGAACACUGGAGACUACUAUGACUUGUAUGGAGGGGAGAAGUUUGCUACACUGGCUGAACUUGUCCAGUAUUACAUGGAACAUCAUGGGCAACUUAAGGAAAAGAAUGGGGAUGUUAUUGAGUUGAAAUAUCCACUAAAUUGUGCAGAUCCCACGUCUGAGAGGUGAGUGAUGUUCUUUUCUUCAGCAAUGAUCAUGGUGUUUUUUGAAUACUCUCCAGACAUAAAGGGACACACACUCAUGUUCAUCAACAUCUGAAAGUCUACUUUACCACUGAUCUGUUUCAUUCCAGGUGGUUCCAUGGGCAUCUUUCUGGAAAAGAGGCUGAAAAGCUACUAACAGAAAAGGGUAAGCAUGGAAGUUUCCUGGUGCGGGAAAGCCAAAGUCAUCCUGGAGACUUUGUCCUAUCUGUACGCACGGGAGAUGACAAAGGAGAAAGCAACGAUGGCAAGUCCAAAGUGACCCAUGUCAUGAUCCGAUGCCAGGUAAACCUAUUUAUUUGUAUGUGCUUAAUCUUGUAUUGUUAAUUCAUGACCAAUCUUUUUUUGGCCCCAUGUAUUUGAGUAGGAAAAAAAACAACAGCCUAGAUUUCUGUUGCUGUCCCUGGCACCUGAAGCGUAUUAAAGGACUACUAAAGUAACACAGGCCACUUCAUUUCAAUGAAGUGACUUGGAUGAAUUGGUUCUAGUUUUUAACCUUGCAAUGUAAAACACUGUAGUUUUUUAAAAAAAAACUGAAAAGUUUACAUUGCAAAGUUAAAUCCACCUCUAGUGGCUGUCUUUCCCAUUUAUUGUCCACUUGUCAGAUUUGGUUGACUGUCAUUGGCUUUAACUGUGCAUUCUAACACAAGCUGUGUGGCAGAGGUAAGUGACGGAGGUAACUUUUGAGUAACUUCUUUUUUAUAUAAAAUAUAUCUUUACUGUGACAGUAAGUGUAUAGGUUAUUACAAAUAAAUUACAAAAUCUGCAUUUUAUUGAGUCAUGUAAAUAGUUUUCUGUCAAAAUAAAAAAACAAACAAACAUUGUUUGCAUUACAAAUAUUAGUGUAUAAUUUAUUUGAAAAUGUGAUUGAUGCACAGCUAGCACCUCAUUGUAGUAAAAAAUGCAAUUUUGUAAAUAGUUUGCUGUAUUCACAAAAUGUAUAUUAUUGGAAAUGGUAUAAUUUUAAUAUUCAAGUCAUUCGUUCACCCAUGAAAGAAAUAUUAAGGAAAGUUAUUUUGUUUAUAAAAAAAUAAAAAUAAAAAAACGCAAAAAAAAAAAAAUCUAUCUAUCAUUAUACAUAUAAAAGGAUAUCCCUUUUUUGGUAAUGUUUUCGGGUCUGAAAUAUUACCAUGCAAGCAAUUGUCACGGCCCCCGGCUCGCCGCCAUGUGCGUCAGUGCCCGACCGGCACGACCGCACCAACUCACUGAGCUUACCUGCUCAGCGGCGAGCCGGGAACCGUUCCUCCACACCACUCGGGGAAAUCCAAGAUGGCGCCGACCAUGAGGUCGCGUCCAUCCAUGGCUCCACCCCCCAAAAUUAUACGAACGUGCGCGUGACGUAACGACGUCAACGCAUGCGCACGUUCUGGGGUCAGAGGUCACGCUCUGACUAAUCAGAGCCUAGAGAGGGAUAUUCAAAUCCCUAAUUCACCCCAGUACCUUGCCCUGUCGUGGUUUCCUGUUCCUGGUUCUCUAGAGUGCGUUUAUCUUUGUGAAUAUUACUUCCUGGUAUCCUGAUCUUUGCUUUUCCCUGGUUAUUCCGAAUUCUGGUUCCCCUGACUUGGCUUGUUUAAAUGGUAUCUGAGUAUUUCUGGCUUCCUUGACCUCAGCCUUCCCUUUGACCAUUCUCUAUCUCUAGCAUAUUAGUCCGGCCAUUCUAAGGUCCGGUUUACGCUCUGUCCUUUUAUUUCCUUUCCUUUUGUAUGUAUAUGUUUACAUAGUUUCUGCGUGUUGGAUCACACUAGCAGCCAUGACAGCAAUAUGGUUAUUGGUAAUUAACCUGGUGACAUUUUUAGCAAUGCAGCUUCAUAUAAAAUGUCAGCACAAUGUAAAAUACCUAUAUACCGUAGUACCUUACAGUCAUGCUAAACUAUUGUACUGGGUUUUUAAAGAUGCCCUUUACAAAGAAUCCAUAUUCCAUUCUGAUUGGCACAGUACACCCCCCUCUUCUUCUCACUCCCUAUUUGUUAAAAUGUGUGAAUAAACAUAGAAUGUGACGGCAGAUAAGAACCAUUCGGCCCAUCUAGUCUGACCAAUUUUAUAAAUACUUUCAUUAGUCCUUGGCCUUAUCUUAUAGUUAGGAUAGCCUUAUGCCUAUCCCACGCAUGCUUAAACUCCUUUACUGUGUUAACCUCUACCACUGCAGCUGGAAGGCUAUUCCAUGCAUCCACUACCCUCUCAGUAAAGUAAUACUUCCUGAUAUUAUUUUUAAACCUUUGUCCCUCUAAUUUAAGACUAUGUCCUCUUGUUGUGGUAGUUUUUCUUCUUUUAAAUAUAGUCUCCUCCUUUACUGUGUUGAUUCCCUUUAUAUAUUUAAAUGUUUCUAUCAUAUCCCCCCUGUCUCGUCUUUCCUCCAAGCUAUACAUGUUAAGAUCCUUCAACCUUUCCUGGUAAGUUUUAUCCCGCAAUCCAUGAACCAGUUUGGUAGCCCUUCUCUGAACCCUCAAAAAGCUGUCAGAAGUGGGAUUUGAACCAGAACACUUAUAUGGUGGAAGAAGUUGAUCUUGAGUCUGGCGCCUUAGACCGCUCGGCCAUCCUGACACUGUAAUAAAGUUUGUAAUUCAAAUUUUUUUUGUAGGAUGAGGGCGAUGUCCAGUUACUUUGUACUCCUGUCUAUGGACAAAAUGAAAACAAUCUGAUAAAUCUGUUUCUCUAAAGUUCUAGAGUUAAAAAGUAGGGCAAGCAAGACUAAAACUAUUGUUUUGCAGUACAAACUAAAAGUAAAAAUGUAUACCCCGUUUUGGUAGUGAAGAGGUUACUUGAGGAAUUAUAAAAUAAACACAUUUAUUUUCAACAUUAACAAAACUCAAUGUCAUUGUUUGCAGAAAACAUAAAUUGUAUUUCUGUCUGCACAACAUGAUGUGGGCAGGUAAUAAAUAAGUAUAACAUAAAUUGCAAUUUAUAUGAAGAUUGGAUGCACCUGCUCUGUGACUGAUUCCCAAAUUCCAUGUGUCACCAUUACCGCCCUGAGUAUAUAUUUAUUUUAUGUGUGUAAUCCAUCAGUUUGUCUGUUCUUUAUAUCCUUGGUGUUAUUUUAUAAAUAUGUGUUUCAGAUUACAUUUGGAGGGACUGUUAACCCUUCAAUGUCUCUUCAGGAUAUCCUUAAAGCAUGUUUACUGUCUGAAUAGACCAAUAACAUAAGAAUCUAUUUUCUAGAUAUUGUACACCUGUUUGAGAAUUACUUAGGGGACUACUUUUUUAUCACACUUUGCUCUCAUCAAAAUUUUUAUACUUGCCAAUGUCAAAAUAAUUUAGAACAGCGAAAAAAAGCCAGUGUUGUACUGAAGAGCUCUCAAUUGAACCAUUUGUUUUCUGCAGCUUUUCAUUGGUCAAAUCCUCACUUGCACGCAAAACUGUAUUGUAAACAUUAGGUAAUUGAAAAGGGAAAAAUUACAAUCCUGCCCGUGCUUAUUUGCACAUACCACUUGGAAUUCUGGGAUAGUGAAUGCAAAUAAAUUUGAAGCAGCCCUGUCGUGUCAUAGUUUUCAUGAAGAUAGAUUUUUAUUUAUAUAUCACUGAAAUUCCAAUACAGUCAAAAGAUACUCCUAGACAAAAUAAAGACUACUUUGUUUUAUGUACGUGUAACAAAUGCACAACAAGUGUGUGGCUGAAUUGUAAUGAGCUUUCAAUUGACAUAAUUUUCCAUUUCCCAAUGACAUGUAGUGUCAAAAUAACAUGACAUGGAUCUUUUAAAGAGCAUGCUAUUUUAUCUUUGCUCUAUGUGCUGUCUCUAUUAAACUUUUUAUUUUUCUAUCAGUAAUCACUUUAAAUUGCAUGUUUACAUGGAACAUAACUUUAGUUUCUCAUUUUCCAGGAUCUGAAAUAUGAUGUUGGUGGGGGGGAGAAGUUUGACUCUCUGACAGAUCUUGUGGAACAUUAUAAGAAAAACCCUAUGGUGGAGACACUUGGGACAGUAUUACAGCUGAAACAGGUAGGAGACAGAAAAAAGAAAAAAAAGUCAUAGCCAUCUCAUUGUUUCACUACCAAUGGGAAAUAGGUAUAAUCAAUUAAUGUUGCUUUCUUUCUUAACGGCAGCCCUUGAAUACAACACGUAUUAACGCUGCAGAAAUUGAAAGUCGGGUAAAGGAACUGAGCAAACCAGCAGAGACUGCAGAUAAAUUUAAGCAGGGCUUUUGGGAAGAAUUUGAGGUACAUUUGCAUUGUUUUCUCCCUUUCUUCUUUUUCUCCUUUAUCAGUCUAUUUACUGCUCUAAGAGUUGAGAUUAGCUCUGAGGUUGCAGGCUUUAUAUUUAUAUGGUAACCAAAAAAAAUAAAAACCUGUUUCUGUAGGACAUGCAAGCCAAACUCUAUCCAGCAAAAUAACUCGGUAGUUAGUUCUCAACUUGCAGAAUAGCUGGAUUUUAUGAUGGUUUUUAUCCCACCUAUUUUCAGCCUUUCAACCUUCGCAGGUCAAUAAAUACAGUAUGAUUGCGUUGGGUAAUAGCAUCCAUAUCCAGUACAUUUUUCUUGAAGAAAAAAAACGAAAUAAGCACCCCUCCCCCCCCCAAAUAACCCCAACUAAUUUAUAUCAUUCUAUACCUUCACUAGUUAAAUAUUCUGAUACUGGCAUCUUAGAGUUGUUUUAAUCCAUUCCUUGACUCAAAGACCAACUUGCACAUAUUUGGCAUUUCAUUGGUGGAGUAUAAAUGAAUUCUGUUAUCUGAGCAAAGGAGCAGUGAUGAGUGGCUUCUCUUUAAAGCAUUUUAUUGCAUCUCUCCCUUUUAAUGGCACAUUUCCCUUCUGUCUUUUCCUACACACUCUGUGGCAUUGCAGUAUUCUCUGCAAGCUAGAGCUGCCCUCCCUAUAUAAUGCCUAACACUGCAGUGCUUGAUGCAGAAUGUAGUGCUGCAUAAUGACAGUGGCUGAAGGAAAAGGCCAAAACGAAUGACUGUGCAGGAGUGAGGAACUCAACUACUGAUGCCAUAAAAGUGCCCAGAUAACUGAUUCUUAGAUUGCAAGCCGCAUGGAACAAAAAUCACGAUGCCUACAAUUAUUAUUGUUGUUGUUAUUGCCAGUAUUGUGUACACUAUACACAUUUAUAUGGCAAUUAAAUCAUCUCAGAAAAUAAACUGUUUCCUUUUUUUGCUGGAGGGGCCCAGAAAUGCAUUUUUUGUGCUAUAGAAUUAAUGAGUCUAUUAAUGAAAACCUGUUCAGUGUAUUGCCAGUAGCACACAAUGAAAAGCUUCCUUCUGAAUGUUUGAAUGGAAUCCCUUGACAAAUUGAUCCUGAAGGUUAAUUUUAUUCCUGUACGCAAUCAUUCAGCACUUAAUAGGAGUCAGACAGGAAGAUAUAAUCCCUUGUGCAAACAGGUAUAUCAAGCAAACCUCUUUCUGUCAUAUAUUCAGUGUCCCAGAAAAAGUUUGCAUUUCGGUGAAGCUGACUGCAUUAACUUUUUUUUUUUUUUUUUUAAAGAUUUCCCCACUGAUUUAUAUGCAGUGAUAAAGUUUGCUCUGUUAGUAAAAGGCAUGCAUAAUCCUGAAUUUAAAUAAUGUGAAAGGGAGUGGGUGUUACAUACAAAUAAAAAUAAAAUUUUGACACUAACAAUCAUGGUUUUGAACCACUAAAUGAAAAGGGUAAGAAGAUACAGAGAAACAAAAUAACGAUAUCAGAAAAAAAAACAUUCUGGUGUUUGAUCUUGAUUUUGUAUUUUUAAUGUGAUUUGUUAGCCACUGAAUACAUUUAUUUUAUCCCUGUUUGUUUAGAACAAUGUAGCCAAAUAUAACUUCUCCAAAUGUAGGACUAUAAAACCCAUGAUGCCCUCCCAGCCUCAAGGCUUCAUGGGACUUGUAGUUAUUAAAUAGCUAUGGGUACAUUUUGACCAUGCCUAGUUUAUAGAGUGAUGAUUACAGGCACAGCAUCUUGAGAAAUUAAUGGAGUACAUGUAACAGCAUGUCUUUUUUCCAAUGCUAUUUUCAUUUGGUAUUGUCACUGCCUUUUGUUGGUCAAGGUUACUAAGUAGAUACUGGAAUAAGCUUUAGAUAUAUAAUUGGGUAUUUAGUUUUACAACCCCCCUGAACAGUUUCCUCUUUGGAACUGCUGUGUUACUUACAAGAGGGCUGUAUAUUUUAAGAACACAUUAACAGCAGACCUCAUUGUGUCUCUGACAGAUAGGUAAUUGCUCAGUCUGGGGAUUGGUUCUGGGACAGGUGGAGAGAAAGUGGACAGCAUCUUCUUUAACUGACAAAAGAUAAAUGUAUCCCAGGCCUUUUUAUGUGAGAUGGUUUGUGUUGCAACUAUUUUCCAGACAUUGCAACAGCAGGAAUGCAAACUUCUGUACAGCCGCAAAGAGGGACAGAGGCCUGAAAACAAAAACAAGAACCGUUACAAGAAUAUCUUACCCUGUGAGUAUGACAUGGUAGUAAACAGCCCCAGAGUCUGACUACUAAUUUAUAGUGCUUUUAAAAGGCCCACCAUAUAAAAGGCUUUUUUUGAAACGGUAUCUUCUUCUUUCGCCACAUACUAUAAGGUCUGUAGGACAAAUUCUGGUUCUCCUGCCAACAAACACAAUGGUUCCCCCUCAACUUUCUUUGGGGCCAAACUCCAGUACAAGGGGAUGCUUUAUUUUCAUCCCCCUAGGAAUCUACAUAGAUCCACUUAUGUUGUUUCAGUGGUUAUGCUCUAUAUGCUUUGUAUUUUGAACUGUUAUUAGGAUACAAAGGGUCCAGUCUAAAUUGCACUGUUUGUUGCUAAUUGACAGUUUGUCACAUGGUGAGAAAAGGAGUAGGCCUGACGAGUUUGUAACCUCUUCGCUCAAGAUCUGUUCCCAUGCAAGGAGCAUGCAAAAAAGAUAAGAGUGAGCUGCGGCUAGGGCAGUCACUCAGACUGACAGCCAUGCACUUACCAAUUUACACUGGUAACUUAAAGGGUUACUUCAAGCACCAUAAGCACUUCAGUGAUUUGAAGUGGUUAUUGUAUCUUGAGUUGGUAUGCAUUUCACUGUGAAACGCUGCACAAUACAGAGACUAACUCCUUAGCGGCCUAGGUGUAUCUCUACCACUGGCAAUGUCAUUAUCCAUCGUUCCAGGCUGGCUAAUGUCAAUUCUGUGCAAAAUUUGCUUCUGACCACUGCAUGCACAGCAUACUUUCCUGCCAAUUCUCCCCUCAAUUCAUCCUCCUUCUCCCAAUUGCUAACAAGGGCACACAAAACAAUGUGGCAGUGGUAAAGGAACAUAUACACAUACAUAGUUCCUUCGUUUCCUUAUUCAUUUUCGAUUACUGGUCCUCCAUAAAUCAUUGCAUUGCUAUUGAAAUUACCUGAAAUUCAGCAUAUAGUUAGACACCUCACUGCAGCUUGAUCUGCUCUCACUGAAGUCAUCAGGAUUGAUGACUUGUAUCCAAAAAACUGCUUUUCAUAGAGAAUUAUUGCAGACAUGCUGCACAUGCGUGUCGGUUGCUGCGAUCUGCCAGUCUAUCGUUUCUCUAUAAGAAGUAUUAAAUCCAGUGCUUUUUAUAGAGAAGAAUAGGAUGCAAACAUAGAAUUCAGCGUCAACAUUUGCAUGCAGAUGCCAGAUGUAAUGUGAAUCCAUUAAUUAAAUCUGUUUUAGUCCCGAUCUAUGGGCAUUGCAAAGUAUAAAUUGUGCUAGGUCUCACAAAUGGCACUGUUUACAACAGCAAAACAGUAGGGGCAGCAUCUAUUCCCCAAAACCACAAAGUUGAAACCGUCGCUUUAAAAAAAAGGUGGAAAAAUAAUUUCACUAUUCAAAUAUCGUUGAACUUCACAAUAAGAUAUAUGGUUCCAAAUAUUCUAAAUGAAAUCAGUUCUAAUAAUUCAAAGCUGUGCUGGAGGUGUAAUCGUGAAGUGGGUUGUUCUAAGCAUAUUUGGUGGGACUGUGUAAUGAUCAGACCAUUAUGGAUUAGGGCUUCCAAAGAAAUUUCCCAUUUGGUUCAGGAAGACUUGGAUCUCUUGGAGUUUUGUGGCAGCUCUUUUUCAUUUUAAUCUAUCUAGAUUUCCUUCCAAAAAGAUAUCUAAUAAUACAACUGUUAAUGGCCAUAAAAGUAGUUUUAUCAAGACACUGGCUACAACAAAUCUUGCUACAAAGGGGAUUUAUUUUCAAUCAGGAGAAGGUUCGGUUUUGGAAAAAGAUGGCUCCCUUGGGUAAGGACUUUAACUGAAAUAAGCCAUCAUACUCAAACUUAAAAUCUCCAUUUAUAGAUUGGCUGUGGUCUCCUAAAUUAAAUCUGUGAACAUAAUAUUCUUUCAGUCCGCAAAUUACCCUUUGACUUGAUUUAGAUCUGCUGAAACAAGAAAAAACAAAAAAAGCUCCCAUAAAUACAACAUCUGGUGUCCGUUCACACCAAAAAUGUACAUAGUCUCUAUGUCUGUAUAUGGAAUACUAUCUAUCACAGAUUGCAAUAUAUUAUAUCUAAUCAUUGUAUGUAUGUAGAUUAUGUUGUCUUUUUGUAUUGUGAAAAAAAACAACAAUAUUUUCUAAUAAAUAUUAAUAAAAUAAAAUAUUUUCUAACAAAAAAAUUAAAAAGAAAUGCAAAUCCAUUGAUCUACAGCAUAUUCCAUUGAGGGAAUGAUGUCCAUUUCUAUGUCACCUUUACAGUUUGAAAAACAGAAUUUUUAAGUAUAAAACCCUAUUGUUUGUUGCAUCUGAUUACAAUACACCUUCCUAUCUGCCAUUCAGAAUGCGGUCUGAUAAACUCAAGCGUCCACUCAUUGUAUGGAGUCAUCAGACCAGACUGCCUCUGUGCACAUGUAGGGAGAAAAGAAUCAUUCUCCCAUCGCCAACUAAAUUAUGCUAACACAUUAUAGCAGCAAACAUAAUUUAAAAUGAGCACAUUAAUCAUUUCUUUUCUUUUUUUGUUUGUUGUAGUUGAUCACACAAGGGUUGUUCUUCAUGAUGGAGAUCCCAAUGAACAGGUGUCUGAUUACAUCAAUGCCAAUACAAUUAUGGUGAGAACACACCUGAAUUUUUAAUAAAAAAAAAAUAUAUAUAUUUUCAAAUAGUUUUUAUUUAAAAUGUAAAAUCUAUCUAAUCUCCAGUCUUGUAUGCAUUGAUAUUCAGAAAAUGUAUUGUAAAAAUUAUCAAUUGUAUUUUACGACAUGAUUAUUGAGUUUAAAAAUGUUGGUUAAUUUAGGAUCCACUUCUCUAUAAUGCAUCAUUGCAGCCUGAAUUUGAAACAAAGUGCAACAACAUGAAACCCAAGAAACGGUAUAUAGCUACUCAGGGUUGCUUGCAAAAUACAGUUAACGACUUCUGGAGAAUGGUGUUUCAGGAAAAUUCCAGAGUUAUUGUAAUGACUACAAAAGAGGUAGAGAGAGGAAAGGUGAGUCUAGUGGAUGAUAUUCUGGAUUUAGUUUUCUAACCAUGUGUGUCUCUAUAUACACAUCAUCAUUUAGUGUUUAAAUUUAACUAUUUUAUAUUUUGAAUUGUCACAGAGUAAAUGUGUGAAGUACUGGCCUGAGGAGUUUGCAUUAAAGGAAUAUGGCGUUAUGCGUGUGAGAAAUGUAAAAGAAACUCCAGCUCAUGAUUAUAUAUUGAGAGAACUUAAACUUUCAAAAGUUGGACAAGUGAGUAUUGUCUUAAUAUUAGGGUUUUCAUGAAACAAUAAGGUUUAGUAUGGUAAGCUGCUGUGGGGCAGUUGUCCUAAAAUUAAUGGAACGUUUUUUCUGAUAUCUAAACUUUUAUAACUCCCCAAUAGCAUUGUUUUGCAUAACUUUUGUUUUAUGACUGCUUUCGCUGAUGUGUAACUCAAUUGUUUGUACAGGAAGGUGUUGAUUUUAGAACUUUAAAGGGUCACUUAUGUAUCACAGUGCUUUUUCUUCCCAGCAAAAAUAUUUUUCUUACUUCUAAUUGAUUUAUGAAAUGUUUGCACUCCGCUCUGAAUUUGUCAGCUUUCAUUUAUGUUAAAAGGAAAAUGGUUUUCUUGUCCUGUUAAGGGUAACACAGAGAGGACUGUUUGGCAAUACCAUUUCAAAACCUGGCCUGAUCAUGGAGUUCCUACUGACCCUGGUGGUGUAUUGGACUUUUUAGAAGAAGUCCAUCAUAAACAAGACAAUAUUGCAGAACCUGGGCCUGUCGUAGUUCACUGCAGGUAAGGCCUGCCUUUACAAUUGCAGACAGCUGUUCUCAUUAAGGUAAUUUGAGGUAGAGCACAGGUAACCGAUUGUGCACUAAGUUCCACAGCGAUAUGAACAAAUAAAGCUUUGCAGUUGAUUAACUAGGAGAUGGUCAUUACAUAUUGCUCUCUUCUCUCCCAUUAAAGGACCACUAUAGUGCCAGGAAAACAUACUCGUUUUCCUGGCACUAUAGUGCCCUGAGGGUGCCCCCACCCUCAGGGUCCCCCUCCCGCCCGGCUCUGGAAAGGGGUUAAAACUUACCUUUUUCCAGCGCUGGGCGGAGAGCUCUCCUCCUUCUCUCCUCCUCCGUUCUGCCCGUCGGCUGAAUGCGCACGCGCGGCAAGAGCUGCGCGCGCAUUCAGCUGGUCACAUAGGAAAGCAUUUACAAUUCUUUCCUAUGGACGCUGGCGUGCUCUCACUGUGAAAAUCACAGUGAGAAGCACGCAAGUGCCUCUAGUGGCUGUCAAUGAGACAGCUGCUAAUGGGAAUGGGGGAAGGCUUAACCCAUUAAUAAUUAUAGCAGUUUCUCUGAAACUGCUAUAAUUAUGAAAAAAUGGGUUAACCCUAGCGGGACCAGGCACCCAGACCACUUCAUUAAGCUGAAGUGGUCUGGGUGCCUAGAGUGGUCCUUUAACCAUAACAUAAACAUAGCAGUUUCUCUGAAACUGCUAUGUUUAUAGAAAAAAGGGUUAACCCUAGAUGGACCAGGCACCCAGACCACUUCAUUAAGCUUCAUUAUAGUGGUCCUUUUAAGAGAAUAGGGAAAUGUAAUGCUCUCUUGCACAGGUCCACACCAUGUUACCUGGACCUUUUGGUUUGAGAACUAGUGUUUUAGCAAGAAAUCCAUAUUUGCUUCACAGAUAAAUAAAAGUAAAAUAACAGCAAGGAUUUACUGCAUAUUUAAUGUUAGUGAAUACAAUACACGUGUUUCAUUUUAUGGAAAGAAGUUUCCAAAAAAAAGAAAUUGUCCUCCCCUCCUUUCAUCUCAUGUAGUUUUUAGCUACUGAUUGUUGUAGAGGUGUAAAUAAUGCAAAAAACCCACCUUUGUUUUAUAUAUGAUUCCCUGUAUAAAUGUGACUGUUUUUGCUCUUUUGCAAACUGUAGUCCUUAGAACCGGAAGACAAUUUCAAUAUAACUUAUGUGUUUGUGGAGGAUUUUAUUGAUAUACAGCAGUGAAAUGUAAUGUGUUGUUUGACAUUGACCUCUCUGUUGCUCACUGUGAUUUCAUCAUCUUUAUUAACAGUGCAGGGAUCGGGCGGACAGGCACUUUUAUUGUCAUUGAUAUUCUUAUUGAUGUCAUCAGAGAAAAAGGUGAGUAGAAAUCUGGAGAUUUGAGUAGUGAAGCUGAAACACAUUAUGCAUCACUGUAGUUGACACGGUUCAUUUCUCAUAUUCAUUGAUUGAAGGGAUGAUGCAGUUUUUCAAGGGCUAUAAAUCACUCUCAGCAUCUUUUUAGUUUGCAAGCAUUAUUGUGAGUCAUUGUAUUGCAUACAAACAGAUUGAAAUGCUGCGUCUUAUGUAAUGACCGUAUGCUAGUCUAAAUUUCUUACACGUUGUUUGUAAUAGGUAUACAGCAAUACUGCAAUAACCCUGAAUUAUGUGACACUUUGUAUUACCAUAUAUUGUGGAAAUUCUUGCUGCAGGCUGAGCACUUUGCUGAGUGUUUCUUUCAGCAGAUAUACAUAGUACCAGCUUGGCAAAGUUGAUAGGUCACUUGCCAUUUCAUUGCCACAUUAAUAUAUACUUAGGCAGUUCUGUUUUUUUUUUUUUUUUAAUAAUGUAGCAUCAUUUUUAUUUUGAAGUUAUGUGUAGUAUGUGUGUGUGUGUGUAUAUAUAUAUAUAUAUAUAUAUAUAUGUGUAUAUAUGUAUAUAGAGCAAUGUCCAAACUCUGGAACUCAACCUGAAAAAAUGAUAUAUACCAGUAACUUGUACCCGGGUGCUUCCCAGCAAUAGUAUAAACAAAAAAGAAAACAGGAGCACUCUCUUGGAUUUCCAAAAUAUAUUUCAAAAAAUCACCACCUCUGCAUUUUUUUCAUAUAUAUAUAUAUACACACACACACACACACUCAUACAUACAUACACACACUACACACUGAUAUUUGUGUGUAUGAAUUCACAUGCACACACCUUUAACCCAUAUAUAGCAGUUAGUAUAACAUUGCAGAACUGUGCAGCAUACCCAUUCAUUGUUAUAUAUACUGUGAAUACCAUAGCUGUGUCCUUUGUGUUCUGAAUAAUAACAACAUUAAAAUAGCCAGAUUUAAUUUGAUAGAAAAUAGAGAUAUAUGUAGUAAAUUCAUGCUUUAGGGACUUUAUCUUCAAUGGCAGCCAGCCACAAUGUCUUAAAAAUGAAUUCAUUAUUUUUAUUUCAUCUGCUAGUUUUUUGCCUUGCCUUGAGGCAUGGACAUUUUAGUUAAAUAUAUUAUUUUACCAAGAUUUUGAGUUUGCUUUUUAUUUAUUCAUUUUAUUGUUAUUUUUCUGUAUCCUGCAUUUUGAAGGCACCUUACACCCUCCCAGAAGUCUUAUCUCUUGGAAAGGGAAUACAACUAAACUAAAGAGUUAGUGAUGGCUCCACACUUGAUAGUUUUUAUAAUUUCUAAUUUUAAGGGUAUCCUGUUUAUAAACUAUAGGUUUCAUGUAAUAGCAUACCUUAAUGAUGUGUCAUUUAAUCUAAUACAACUGUAUGUCAGCAGGGUUAUUGUAAUUAAUUCCAGAUCUCAUUAUUGGGGUCCAGAACUGCCAUCCCAUCAAGGUUACCUGCCUUCCUAUCUGUUUAAAAAAAUAAAAAAUAAAGUGUCAUACAUUGCAAGGAGGUUAUCCUUUUUGUAGUGUGUUACAUAUCUCCUUUCCUGUCAAGGCAAAGAAAAUGAAAAUAGUUCUCCAGAUGCAUGCAUUCUAACGGAGUAUUUAUUUAUUAAUGCAGUCCUUCAUGAUGCUUAGACAUAUUUUAUUAAAGUUUAUCUUUAAUUAUACAGAAACAUGAUUCUAAAAACACAUGUGAGGGACUGACCAGUCCAUAAUUAUUACAGGAACUAGGAGAAACACACUCAUAGUAAUUAGGCUGAAAGUGGGUUUACACGUUCUAGAUUUUGAAAAGCCACAGAGAUUAUGCACUGACUAGUUAAGACAGUAAAAAGCAUGGUGAAGUAAUGGAUACAUCAAGGCAAGCAGCAUUAACGAGUAGUUAAGGUGGGAGAGCAACAGUUCAGGAAGCUGGGAGCUAGAUGACAAAACAUCAAGUAAAGUGAAGAUAAUGAUCUUAAACUAGAAAUUGGGCUCUAAAGAAAUGCAUAGGCUAUAGGAACUAUAGCACUGGAGUGCUGAGAGUUGCAUUACUCUUGUGUCUAUUUAACUGCCUAUUGAUGCGCACCGAGUAUGAAAACAACAUAGGAAUUGUGCAUUCCUGCCAUUACUUUUGUCUUGUGCAGAUAAUGUACAAUAUUGAGGAUUCACUUGUCAUUGGCAUUCACAGGUCAGGAGGCUGCAUUGACUUUGUGCAGGUAGAAGAGAUGGCAGGGCUAUGUCCUAACCCACUUCCACACUCUUAUCAAAAUCCUGGUGCAACCAGACCUGGGGUUGGCUACCCCAUCUGUGAUAGUUGAACAAAUCUGUGUUCCAGGCACUAUUCACUACAAACUAAGCAAACUGAAAUCCCAGUGGUACAAUCUAUAUUUUUUUUGCCAUUUAGAUUUCAUUUUGCUGCAAUGCGUAACUCUGCUUGACUAGCAGGCGGCCGUCUUUAACCCCUUAAGGACCAAACUUCUGGAAUAAAAGGGAAUCAUGACAUGUCGCACAUGUCAUGUGUCCUUAAGGGGUUAAAUUGGUCAGCCAUUAACAUAAAAAUGGCAAUCACAUACAUGUCUGAAACUUUCAGAAUUUAGUAUGUGCCAUACAGAAUUAGUAUGUGCCGUGUAUAUGAAUGCUGAUCUUUUAUACAUUUGACUAGCUAACUUUUCUUGCUAUAGAAGAGUAUUAGAGCUUCUUGCAUUUGUUGUUUUGUUUUUCUUUUGUAUAGAUUAAGUUUGACAGUGAUUCAAAUGCACUAUUAGGUUUGAACAUUCAUGCUUGCAGUUUAAUAAGUCAACCAGAUUGAUUAUAAACAUCAAUUGUUUAUACAACUAUCAUGUUUACAAUAACCCUUUCCACACAACUGACAUUUAAUCAGAUGUAAGCUUUGCUGAUAGUUAGGGUACCAUGAACUUCCCUUAAUUGAGUAGAGACAUUGUUGAAGUUACUGAAGAAUCAAACUGGGGAAUGCCUAAGCUGUUCUGUCAUUACUGGAUUUUCCAAAGGAUCUAGUUUGCAGCAGAUAGCACUUCUGGUGUAUUCUGACCAUCGAGAAAUUCUAGGUAUCUAAAUAUAGGAGUUUACUGGUUAAACAAACCUCUGCAUUUUACACUGAACACUAGCUUCACAUUGACAUAUGCUUGCUAUUUUAUUGAAUUGCAUUUUUUUUUUUCAAUUAGGUGUGGAUUGUGACAUAGAUGUUCCUAAGACCAUUCAGAUGGUAAGAUCUCAGAGGUCAGGAAUGGUCCAGACAGAAGCACAAUACAGAUUUAUAUACAUGGCAGUACAGCAUUACAUAGAAACUUUGCAACGCAGAAUUGAAGAAGAGCAGGUACGUUCUUUUAUUCUGAUGGAUUUCUAUUGGAAUUAAUUGAUAUUCAUGUCGGAAAAUGUGCAGGUUUAAUGCAGUACACAUAUAAAGAGCAGGUUGUGAGGUACUGUAAAAAAAAACCCCUACAUUUCAGAAAGAAAGCAAAGGAAUACAUUCAGAGCAUACAUAAUUCAAUCUAGUAAUGAUUGUAAGAUUGUUUUAGCCUUAAAGUUGGUGUCAUGGUAUUGCACAAGGAAAAAAUGGUUAGCACUGGAAUUUAUAUAUAUUGAAUUAAAUGUUUGUGAUAGCAGAAGUAAACGAUUAAUAAGGAAGAUUGUCCCUUUUUAAUGUCUUAAUGCUGCAACCAAUUAAUGGAUUCUUGGAGUAAUAAAAAUGUUAUCAUAAUUGCAGAAUGUUGUAUUGAUAAACUAAUUUCACUGUUCCAUCAAAAAGAAAUUAAAACUUUUUACAACCUUGUAAGUUUUUAAGGGGCACUCAAAGCACAAAAUUACUUUAGCUUAACGGAGUAUCAUACUCAUGGAGUCUCACUGCUCAAUUCUCUGCCAUUUAGGAGUUAAAUCACUUUUGAUUAUUUAUCCCUAGCCAUACCUCCCCAGGAUGGGACUACACACUGUAUCUUAUCUCCUGAUUUGUUGCCUGCAGCAGUGUCCUGUGUGUGAUUAAAGUUCACUUAACAGAGCAGGUGUUAAUAACUUCUAAAGUAAACACACUGUGCUCUGAUUAAAAGCUAAACAUUUUUAUAGAUUCUGCAGCCAGGGGAACAUGUGGUUAGGGCUGCAUAAACAAAGUAAUUUAACUCCUAAAAUGAAAAAAAUUGAGCAGAGAGACUGCAGGAUUGUGAUCAAUAAACCAAAAUUACUUCAUUAAGCUCAAUUUGUUUUGGAGCUUAGUUUAUCUGUUUAAAUAUACUGGAGUAGUAUAUAUUUUGGACUAUGACUUUCAUUUUUCAUAUGUAAAAAGGUUUCAGACGUUAUUCAAUACAUAGUUACAUAGCUGAAAAGAGACUUGCGUCCAACAAGUUCAGCCUUCCUCACAUUUGUUUUUUGCUGUUGAUCCAAUUCAGAUUUUGGUUCUGAUCUCCAUAUUCUGAUCAGCACGUUAUUCAGAUUUUGGUUUUGAUCUCCAUAUUGCUUACUUGUCUGUGACAGAGGAGCAUAGAACAUAAGCUCACCUGCGAUUUCAAAGUAGGAAGUGUAUGUCUAAAUCAAGAUCUUGCUUUCCUGGCCAUUGUCAAAAAAUAUUGUUUACACCAAAAUGUUAGCAGUCAUUUCGUGCCAUAUGUGUAGCGAAGGUAUUUACUUAGAUAACUGCUUACUUAAAGUGCUGAUGGUUAAAUCCUGACAGGACUAUGUAAUAUCUGUAUAUUCGACUGUCAAUAGUAAAGACAUAUAAGUCAAUGGGACCUGAUGGAAUACACCCAAAGUUAUUAAAAGAGAUUAGUGGUGUACUAGCAAAACCAUUAACAGGUUUAUUUAACCAAUCAUUAUUAACAGGAGUAGUCCCAGAAGAUUGGAAGUUAGCUAAUGUUGUGCCCAUUCACAAGAAAGGUAAUAGGGAGUAGUCGGGCAACUAUAGGCCAGUAAGCCUUACUUCAGUAGUGGGGAAAGUGAUGGAAACCAUGUUAAAGGAUAGGAUUGAUGAACAUCUAAAAACACAUGGAUUUCAAGAUCAGAGACAACAUGGGUCUUCAGGGAGAUCGUGCCAAACUAAUCUUAUUGAUUUUUUUUGACUGGGUAACUAAUAUAAUAGUUUAGGGUGGUGCAGUAGACAUUGCUUACCUAGAUUUCAGUAAGGCUUUUGACAUUGUUGCACAUAGAAGGCUUAUCCAUAAGCUGCCAUCUUUAAGUUUGGAUUUCAAUAUUGUUGAAUGGGUAAGGCAGUGGCUGAGUGAAGGGCAACAGAGCGUUGUAGUCAAUGGAGUAUAUUCGAAGCUUGGACUUGUCACCAGUACGGUAUCUCAGGGAUCUGUACUUGGACCCAUUCACUUUAAUAUUUUUAUUAGUGAUAUUGCAGAAGGUCUUGAUGGUAAGGUAUGUCUUUUUGCUGAUGAUACUAAGAUAUGUAACAACAGGGUUGAUGUUCCAGGAGGGAUAAGCCAAAUGGCAAAUGAUUUAGGUAAACUAGAAAAAUGGUCAGAAUUGUGGCAACUGACAUUUAAUGUGGAUAAGUGCAAGAUAAUGCAUCUUGGAUGUAAAAACCCAAGGGCAGAGUACAGAAUAUUUGAUAGAGUCCUAACGUCAACAUCUGAGGAAAGUGAUUUAGGGGUGAUUAUUUCUGAUGACUUAAAGGUAGGCAGACAAUGUAAUAGAGCAGCAGGAAAUGCUAGCAGAAUGCUUGGUUGUAUAGGGAGAGGUAUUAGCAGUAGAAAGAGGGAAGUGAUCAUGUCAUUGUACAGAACACUGGUGAGACCUCACUUGGAGUAUUGUACGCAGUACUGGAAUCCGUAUGUCCAGAAGGAUAUUGAUACUUUUAGAGAGAUUUCAGAGAAGGGCUACUAAACUGGUUCAUGGAUUGCGGGAUAAAACUUACAAGGAAAGGUUAAAGGAAUAGCUUGGAGGAAAGACGAGACAGGGGGGAUAUGAUAGAAACAUUUAAAUACAUAAAGGGUAUCAACACAGUAAAGGAGGAGACUAUAUUUAAAAGAAGACAAACUACCACAACAAGAGGACAUAGUCUUAAAUUAGAGGGGCAAAGGUUUAAAAAUAAUAUCAGGAAGUAUUACUUUACUGAGAGGGUAGUGGAUGCAUGGAAUAGCCUUCCAUUUGAAGUGGUAGAUGUUAACACAGUAAAAGAGUUUAAGCAUGCGUGGGAUAGGCAUAAGGCUAUCCUAGCUAUAAGAUAAGGCCAGGGACUAAUGAAAGUAUUUAGAAAAUUGGGCAGACUAGAUGGGCCGAAUGGUUCUUAUCUGCCGUCACAUUCAAUGUUUCUAUUUUUCUAUUUAUAAACAAGAAUAGGGCCUGACUGUGAAAUGUCACAUCUCAUAGCAACAAAAUAAAUCAAGUUCCUACGAGUGAUGCUAGAUUCAGCAUCCAUGAAGGUCUGUUAAUUUGUGAACAGACAAAGUUGCUCAAUCAGAAAUAAAACCACUUCUAACAUCAAUUUCUCGUCAGAUCAGGUCAGCAGUGGGAAUACUAGGACACCUUGCAGCAAUCCUGCCAGCAGGCUGGUGGGCAGAACAUUCUAUGCAAAAUAUAAAGCGUGAAAUCUAUUAAAUUAUUACCAUACACGUGGCACUGCUGAAGAUGAUGGCUUUACAAAAAUAUUCUCAGCAAGUGUAAGAACUUUAAUGGAAAAUUAUCACUACAGAUUUAUAUAAAUUACAUAGUUACAUAGGUGAAAAGAGACUUGCAUCCAUCAAGUUAAGCCUUCCUCACAUUUGUUUUUUACUGUUGAUCCAAAAGAAGGCAAAAAACCCCAGUUUGAAGCACAAUUUUGCAACAAGCUAGGAAAAAAAUUCCUUCUUGACCCCAGAAUGGCAGUCAGAUUAAUCCUUGGAUCAAGCAGUUAUUACCCUACAUUGAAAGAUUAUAUCCUUGAAUAUUCUGUUUUUGCAAUUAUGCAUCUAGUAGCUGUUAGAACAUCUGUAUGGACUCUGUUAAAACCACUUCUUCAGGCAGAGAAUUCCACAUCCUUAUUGUUCUUAGAGUAAAAAAACCUUUCCUUGACCUUAGACGAAAGCUUCUUUCUUCCAGUCUAAACGCAUGGCCUCAUGUCCUAUGUAAAGUCCGGUUUGUGACUAGAUUUCCACACAAUGGUUUGUAUUGGCCCCGAAUAUAUUUGUAUAAUGUUAUCAUAUCCCCUCUCAGGUGACGUUUUUCUAAACUAAAUAGGUUUAAAUUUGUUAACUUUUCUUCAUGGCUGACAUGUUCCAUUCCUUUUAUUAAUUUUGUAGCCCGCCUCCGCAUUUUUUCUAGUGCCAUAAUAUCCUUCUUUAGAAUAGGUGCCCAAAAUUGCACUGCAUAUUCAAUAUGUGGUCUUACCAGUGAUUUAUAAAGAGGCAAAAUGAUAUUCUCGUCCCGAGAAUGAAUGCCCUUUUUCAUGCAUGACAAUACCUUACUGGCCUUGGCCACUGCUGAUUGACAUUGCACAUUGUUGCAUAGUUUGUUGUCUAUAACAAUUCCCAAGUCCUUUUCGUGUGUUGUUAUCCCUAAUUCGCUUCCAUUAAGGGUAUACGUUGCUUGUGUAUUCUUUACGCCGAAGUGCAUAACUUUGCAUUUUUCAACAUUAAAUUUCAUCUGCCAUUUGAGUGCCCAGUCCUCCAGUCUAUCUAAAUCCCUCUGCAGCAAAGUAAUAUCUUGCUCACAUUGCAUUAUUUUACAAAGUCUGCAAACACUGAAACAUGAUUUUCAAUGCUGUCUUCAAGAUCAUUUAUGAACAUGUUAAAUAGAAGGGGUCCCAGAACAGACCCCUGAGGGACACCACUUGCCACCUCUGUCCAGCUUGAAAAUUUACCAUUAUUGACAACUCUUUGUACUUUGUUUUUAAGCCAAUGUUCUACCCAAGAACAAGCAUUUUCAUCUAGACCGAUUUCCUUGAGUUUGAACACUAAUCUAUUGUGUGGAACUGUAUCAAAUGCCUAGGCAAAAUCCAAAUAGAUCACAUCCACUGCAACAACCUGAUCUAUACUUCUACUUACUUCUUCGUAGAACUCAAUCAAGUUAGUUUGACAUGACCUGUGCUUCAUAAAACCGUGCUGAUUUUUGCUGAUAACUUCUGCUUCUCAAGGAAUUCUUGAAUAUUAUCCCAUAAUAACCUUUCAAAUAUUUUACCAGCCACAGAAGUUAAGCUCACAGGUCUAUAAUUUCCAGGCAAGGAUUUUGAACCCUUUUUGAAUAUAGGAACCACAUCUGCCUUCCUCAAAUCCUCCGGAACACUUCCUGAAAGAAAAGAAUCUUGAAAGAUUAAAAACAGAGGUUCACUUAUUUCUACACUUCGUUCCUUAAGUACACGUGGAUGGAUACCGUCAGGCCCUGGAGCUUUGUUUAUAUUAACUUAAUUUUACAUAAUAUAUCCUUCUACUGGCAUGAGAUCUAUUGGCAAUAUAUGUUCCCUGCUGGCAUUCAGAGAUGUAAUCCAUGGAAAUGCAGUCUAGAUUUGUCUAGGCAUGUUUUAAACCACUGAAAGAAACAGCGUGGAUUUAUUAAGCAAAUACUAAAGUGUUAGAAUUACAAACCUUCAUUCCCAAUGCUUUGGUGUCCCUGUCCCUAGAUAUAUUGGUGUCCGAUUAAAAAUUAUUUACUUGCCUUUUUACAGUGCUGAGGCUACUUAUCUCUCCGCCUCCCAUGAAGUCAUGGAAUUGGUGAAAUAUGCUAACACCCAGGAUUGCAGAUCCAAUAUCUGGAUAUAGUGUGAAGAAUUUAUGUGAAAAGUCUUUUAAACAUCUAGGCGGCGUUAACAUUGAAAGUUUAUAUAAGAUAUAUUUCUUGUAUUUCUUGAAUACUUACAUCAGUGAGGCAUAUGGGAGUAAUGUUGUCCCGCAAUAAAAAGAACCUCAAAGAUGUUUUCCAUCUCAACACUACAACUGCUAGACUAGUAACCGGUUCGUCCGAAUCAAACUCCUUUUAAUCCAUAUCUGAACAAAUCAAUGCUUCUGGGAUUUAUACUUGGUGCCUUAUUCAAUAAAUAAGACUUCACAGGUAAAUCCCAGUUGAAUCAAUUUAUUUAACAGUGGUUUGACAUGACCAGGUGGUUGGCUUUUGGUACAUAUUCACCCUGUUGGAUUGAGCUUGCUACAUUUCAUAGUUGAACUUCCACAAAGUAUAUUGGGGAAAUACAAAAUGUGUACAAGUGGAAUCUUUUCUUUUGCUGCAAGUUAAUAAACCCGUUUUUAAGUAUCUCUGUGAGAAAUGCCUUCUUAAUAACGGGUUGAGUUAUGAUCUGCCUCUUUUGUUACAUAGAAUGUAGAACAAGUGAAAGUUGGACUGUCUUUUGAAGGUGGUUAUGCUUAUAAUGUUUAGCUGCCGUGUAGAUUAGAGGGGAGUUGAUGCCCAGCAUGGUUUUAUUUUGUAAGUAGUGGUCCUCAAGGAACAAAUGAAUAGCUAUUGUUUCACAAAAACAAUAUGCUGGGCUGUCAAGACACCAUAAAUGGCAAUAUUCAUAUAUGUUCUAUUAGCAGAAAAGCACUAUAGGCAGGAUUUCAUACUAAUACUAGUUUGAAUGGGUUUCUCUUUAUCACAGAGUGAUUAUAUUACAGCUAUGUGAUUUAAUAAUGUGUGCUGGUCAAUGUUAUAGUCUAUAAACACUGAUUGACUGAACUUUCCUCUACAAUUUUCAGAAAAGUAAGAGAAAAGGACAUGAAUAUACAAACAUCAAAUACUCCCUCUCUGAGCAGACAGCCGGGGACCAGAGCCCUUUGCCGCCUUGUACACCCACGCCUUUACCAACACCCACCCUUACUGAGUAAGUGAAACUGUGUUUGUAACUUUGAAAUCAUGCUUAUGUUAUUAUCUAUUUAUGUAUGUUUUGGGAAAUGGCUGUCAUUCCUAUAACUAGCUGGUAACUCAGAAUAAUGACAUCAGGUUUGCCAUUUUUAACUUUCUCUUUAUUAUUGUUCACAUAUGGACCAGAGUAAAACCCAGCACAUUCAGCUUGUGCGAGUUUGGUAACAGUGUAAGCAGUAGGUUUGCCUUAUUAUUCAGAUAGAAUUAGAAUUUCCUGACUAGCACUGGCAAAAUAAUUGCUGUUGCUACUGAAGCUGCAUGUACAACUUUUUGCAAAGAGACUUUAUGCAAGGAGACUUUCGCUAAUUCAAAUCUUUGUGCAUCAAUAAACCAUUUUAAUCAGCGUAGCGUGACUUUUUUGAAGCAUAUGUUUUAACCUUGUGUGGGAUAGUAAACUUGGAUUGUGAGUCAAUGUGUUUCAGCUUUCUGUAUAUAGCAUUUCUAAUUCUUCUGUUACAGAAUGAGAGAAGAUGCUGGCAGAGUAUAUGAAAACGUGGGGCUGAUGCAGGCAAAAAGCUUCAGAUGAAUUGAAGCACAAAGCAUUGAUUGCAAAGACUGGUAAUGCAUUUGAAAUACAUAUUCAGUAUGCUGUGUGUGUGUGUUUAUUUACAUCGUAUUGGGAUGAUGCAUAUUAAACAAAAAAGUCCCAAAACAGGACAGCAUAAUUCAUUUUAAAGAUGAAAGAACUAGGGGGCACAAAAUUGCUUUUUAAAAUAAAAGGGAAGAUGGUACUACCAGAGAGGUGGAGCAGCGGCGGUGGAGACCAGCAUGGUAAGUUAAACUCGUCUUUUAAACCCUCACAAGGGGGAACGGAAAGCAAAAUAGGAUAGGUCGUCUAUAGUGUGAGGAAUACAUGUUUUGCAUACCUAAUGGUAUAGUGUUAUUUUAACCCCUUAAGGACCAAACUUCUGGAAUAAAAGUGAACCAUGACAUGUCACACAGGGGUUAAAGUGAAGUAUUUGUAAAGAAUAACAGUCAGUGCACUGAAGUUUAUUUUUUAUUUUUUAUGAUUAUGAUAUUGGUGGUGUAUAUCUAGGGAUUGUACAUAGGGUUCCCAAGAGUUAAAAAUGUGGAGAACCUUCUGCUCUUUCAACCCAGUCUAAUUUAGUUUAGCAUAGUGCCAAGAGCUAUAUAUAUAUAUAUAUAUAUAUAUAUAUAUAUAUAUAUAUAUAUUAUGUACAUAUCUCGUAAUUCUUCAGAUUAUUAUGUCCCUUGUUGGUAUCUGUAUUUUUCUGUUGAACUUCAGUUGAAGAAAUUAUUCCUAUUCCUAUUUUUCAUAACCAAGCUCCCUUAACCACACAUCCCUGUUUUAGGGUAUAACUUCCCAGUAGCCAUGAGUACUGCACUCAUUCACUGUUUGGACAGCAGUAUGCCAUGCAGCCUACAGUGUUGAUGAACUGUUCACCUCAUGCUCUCUCAUUUCAAUUUUUCAAUCAUCUUUUUUAUUUUUGGUUUAGUAAAUAAUUUUAAUUUUUUUUGUCUGUCUUUUUCGGCUCAGAUUUUUGUUUGUUUGCUUUAUUGUGUUUGAUUUCCCUUUUUUGUUUUGUCAUGUUGCAGGGUCUAGUUAACCUUCCUGAACCGUUUUCAGUCGUAUUUUAUUCAUGUCCUGAUUUUCUGAAGUGGAAUUAGUGCAGGGAGACUGUUAAUUCAAUGCGUGCUGAAUUAUUAGUUUGUAUUGUUUUGAGACCACCCUAUUGCACGGAUAUUGUAAGCAGUACUUGAUUCAGCCUCUUCAUUUCUCUCUUUUGUCUGACUCCUAUAAAGCCUACGUUGACUAUGGUGCGUUACAAGGAGGGAAUAAUAAAAUGCUUUGGUGGAGAAAGACAUGAAAAGAAAUGAACAAGGGGGAUUAUUGCAGUUCAAGAGUGAGAGACACACGUUUACCAACAUUAAUCAAGAGUGUUUUGAAGAAACUGUGGGGAGGUGGGUUGAAUAGCACAGGAGUGUUCCGUUGCUCACUUACAUAAAUAUACAGGUCAUGGGCCUCAAUUUAAUAAGCUUUCCAAAUAAUUCAAUGCUGGUUUCUAAGUGAUUUAUCUACAAUUCCCAUAUAGUUUAAUAGUUAUUUUUGUAGAUAAAUCAUUUGGAAUCAUUUUUCUAACAACAUUAAAUCAUUUGGAAAGUUUAUUAAAUUGAGGCAUUUGUUUGUAGAUCCAUGCUUGGGUGCAGGAGUAAUCUAUUUAAAGUUUUGAUAUGGUCCUAAUUUACCUAUAAUUUACUUUGUUUCUUUUAGAUUUGAAUUCUGAGAACAGGCGAGAGAAUGUGAAGAACAGCGAUGGGAACUGUGCCAUCUGACAUUUAGAGGCUCUGCCCCUUUAAACAUAUGGUGUCAUGUUCCUAAACCGCGAACAGAGUAUACAUCUAGACCAUCUGAAAAUCUUUUAUGUCCUUUUUUGCAUUGCCUAAUUCGGACUUGUUCAUUCUUCACAACAAGGCAUUUUCAUCUCUACAAUGUAGACCCUUAUUUUAUAGAACCCUUCAUGCAGACUGUUACUCUGACAGAUUUAUCCUCUUAUCCUUCUUUUUAGAGAGCUCCCUUUUCUUAAGGUAUUGUGAACCCUCUGGGUAAACCUAGCUGAUUGGAAUUAUAAGGUAUUAACAUGAAUGCGCAGAUAACUAUGGGAAUUUCUUUGUUCUUUCUGAACCACAUGGACUGUGCCCAACAAUAUCACUAUAACAUUUUCCAGUUUUUAAUCCAAACGCCUCUUUCUUUCCAUUGUAUAAUGAACUAUUGUGGAGAUAUCUCCACUUUUAGCAAAUUACUUGUACUAAAAGGUGCUCUUUUUUUUUUCCUUCCUUUUUCUUUUGCCAUAACAGUGAUCUUAUUUACUUGAGCAGGAAGCUAGCUAGGAAAAAUUGUAUGGACAGAAUCUCUAAGCUUAGUGCCAAUUCUAAAACUUCUUCAAGACGUAACUGCUGUUGAUCCCCAGAUAAUGUAUUGAUUGCAGCAUGUUGUGUCUGAUCAUGAAGUGCAGGGAAGCAGAAAGCAUUCAGAUGCACUUUACAAAUGGUUCAGUAUUUUAACCCAUUCUGCUCUGCAAGAGCUCACAAGUCAUUAAAUUCAUAUGUGAUUCCGAAAUGUGUAACACUUCUCCGUUUGCUAGGACAGGUGGAGUCACUUUGAUCAGUUUUAAUGGGAAAGCGGAAAGCCUUAUAUCCGCCGCUACUUACAUCUGUGUUUCAUCUUGAAAUACAGUACUCGGUUCUCAUUGCACUAGACCAUGUUCUUUGGUAGUAAGUGGUGUUUCUUGAAAGGCACCUGUUCUGUACCUUUUUCAUGGCAGGACUUUCAUUAACUUUUUCCUUAAAGUGCCUUUACAAUUGCAACCUACCUGCAGCUUGUACACACUUCAUUUUAUGAGGCUUCUUCAAAGCCGAUUGUACUCUGGGCCCUUUACAAUGAUUGCUGUCUGUGCAGCAGUGCUUCUUUACACUAAUUCUGUUACACUAUUUUACAGGUGCUUUUAUUAUACUUUAUCCUCCUUUGAUUCCAUUUAACUCUGUACUCUUCAUGUUGCUGCUUCUCUUAACCUCUCUGCCUCCGUAUUCUGCUGUAUAGAUUUCUGAUGUUUGCAGCUCCCAUACCAAGAGACAAAAUUCAGAGUGUUAGACACUUUCCCCUGAGUUUUCUUUCUGUAGAGCCCAGCUGAAAAUACACAAGGAUUUUACCGUUAUGACGUGAAAUAUGAGACUCGCCCCUUUGCACAGUGUCACUAAUGUCGUAAAUUAAAAGUGUGAAUGUCCCAUUUUUUUUUUACAGUUGAAAUUUUUUGAUCUUAAUUACACAGGCUCAACUAGUAUUCUGUAUACUUUAUACAAUGUUAUUCAGGAUCAUUAAUCAUGCAGUUUUACCAAGCAAAACAUAGUAUUUAAGCCAUAAACAUGUCAAAUGAAUGUUAAUGAGCAGGCUUAUUAAAGGGAAAUUAGCAUAACAAAAGGAACACUCAAAGAGUAAUGCUUCUCUUUCAUUAAUGCUGUUGGUAAUAGUGAUUAAGUGCAUUUCCGUGCUGAUUGACUGUAAAACCAUGGAGUUCUGUUUAAAAUUCACCACAAUUUAAAACCUGUAUUCCAUCUAUCUGGAUUUUGUGCCUUUCCUUUCUGCAUUGGGUUUGUGACUGAAAACACAAUCCAGUAUUAUCCUGUGCUUCUUGCCCCCUGCUAUUGUAUUAACAGUAAAGACAUGUUGUGGUUCUUUGUAAUUUUGUGGGAGUGGCAAAAGGCUAUCGAUAAAAGUGACCAAGUGACCAUAUGUAUCAACUGAUGGUUGUUUUAGAAACAAAUACACACUACAGCCAACAUAACUUACACCAUCCCAGGGAGAUGCCAUUGUGAUUUUUUUUUUUCCAUGAUACAGUUAAUGGACUUUUUUUUCCUUUUUUUCUUUUUUUUUUUUUUUAUAGCUUGGCGAAUUCCCUUUAAGUGCAACUGGCAUUAUGCCUAUCUAUAAAAUGUCAUUCAUCUAAUAUAAAUGAUUUUUCCCACUAUUUCCUAUUUUUGUUCUGCUUCCUUUGUACCAUAUUUCAAAUUUAAAUGUUCUAAUGCAAAGGUUGCAAAAAGGUAGACCUCCAGCUAUUAUAGACCUACACUCAAAUGAGGCUUUGCCCUGAAUAGCAAUUAAUAAGCACCUUAACCUAUACAACAUGGAGUCUUUUAAUAGCAAUUCAUAAGCACCUCUACAACGCAUUGUAGUGUUACGGUGCAUGGAGUCUUUGAAUAGCAAUUAAUAAGCACUUCUACAAUUUAGUGUAGUGGUAUGGUGCAUGGAGUCUUUGGGCCUGGGCACGGUUUCCCCCGGUGAGUGGUUUGUCAAACACCACGGUUCAUGUCUUUAUUAUCUAUCCAAAUAUGGGAGGUAAAGAUAGAUUGGGAGUGCGGAGCAAGCCUGCCUCUAGCACUCAAGACCUAUCGUUGCUGCUCAAAAAUGGUUUGACACAAAUCUAUCGGGAAGUGCUCAAAUGCAUAAAUCACAGUCAUAAACUAAGCUGUGGUAUUAAUGGAGCUUAUAGUGUCCCUUAAGGCCAGCAAAACAUCAUUUGAGUAGGUCUAACUUUUUUGGCAUAUCUUUCUAUUCCAAUAUAAUGCUUAAAUAUAUUUUAAUAUCUAAAAUUAUAUCUGUUAAAUUCUAAUUUGAGUUCUUUAAUGGAUACAAACAUUUUAAUCACAUGAAAACAGUAUACUUUAGUGUUUAUUUUUGAUGUCUUAACCAUGUAAUUGUAUUUGAUUGGAAAACAUCUGGGGCAACAAAAAAAUAACCCUCCCCCCUUUUAUUUUAUUUUUUGCUGAAUUACAUUUACUUUAUUUUAAGGAAAUGAUGGCUUGUCAACAAUAGUUAAAAACAAAUAGAUUUUACUAAAUAUCCAAUUGCUUUCUUUUUACUUUUCAUGGAAUCAUUUUUUAAACAAAAGCUUUAGUAAUCUUCAGGGAUUUCAAUACGUCUGCUACUCUCAAACAUAGUUGGCCAGCCCUUUUUAAAAUUAAAUUCUAAAUGACAUUUUAGGUUAAGCACCUGGGAUCUUCAUUAAAGAUCUGUGUCAUUUUUAGACGUCAUUCUAGUUUACAGGAAACCAUGAUGUAAUAAAGCUCAGUGAGUUUUCAUAUAAGCUGGAGACAUACAUGGGUUAUGUGAAAUCGUCAUACAUGUUGUUUUGUCUCUUUUUUUAAGGUAGAUGAAGGAACAAUAUAUAAAGAUGUUGCACUUAAUAAAUGUACUCCAUUAGCAAUGUGUACUGUUUGUUAUAGUGGGGACCUACCACCUGCACUACUUCUUCACAUAUAUCUACAUCUAUUUUUGUGUACAGUGCCUACAAUUAUUGCAUUAAAGUUUUUAUAAGUGUUUGUUUAGGGAUAAGCUCAAUCCAAAGGGGAGAGAGAAAUAAUCAUGCAAAAUAUGUGACAAGUACUUUACAUGAUAUACAAGUAAAGUUAAUAUCUAAUGCAUACUUUUAAAGUGAACCUGUAACCUAGAGGUUGAAUGGGAACAUAUAGAUUCAAUCUGUAUAUUGUACUGGUGACAUCAACAGUAAGUAAAUGAAUUUGAAGAUACUUGCAAUCCUCCUCCUGCAGAAUGGAAUUUGAGGUGUUGCGGUUGUCUUUAGCUCAUCAUCAAAGUAACAAAAAAAUGCAGGGAUAAAAUUUGAUUCCCUACAAAGGGAUCCACUUAUAUACAUACAUAUGUGGCACAACAGGUACACUUUACUCACCAUACACAAUUUAAUAUGUAUUUGAACUGCGCAAAAAUUGGAAAUUUAGAAGUCGCUGGUCCAUCAUGCUGUGAAAUAGACAUAAAUAGGUACACAAAUAGUUUUGGCAUGCAUC
Molecule: messenger RNA, 48514 nt
Organism: Pelobates cultripes (western spadefoot toad)
Lineage: Eukaryota; Metazoa; Chordata; Amphibia; Anura; Pelobatidae
Source: the annotation of a GenBank genome assembly